Messenger RNA from Drosophila yakuba, 58684 nucleotides. RefSeq names its product titin. Lineage: Eukaryota; Metazoa; Arthropoda; Insecta; Diptera; Drosophilidae. The transcript has 52 exons. Bases 190 to 57951 code for a protein of 19253 amino acids. The record is from RefSeq and is a predicted model, not a curated record. Gene Ontology annotation, molecular function: protein binding.
CGCGGGCGGACGGGGCGGAUGAACGAUAUCGGUCUUUUCUUUUCGAUUUAAUUCAGGUGUCGAAAAGAGCGAUAAGAACUGAAUUCGUUUCGAAAUACAAAAAACAAAAUGAGUAAGGCGACAAGAGCCUCAAUUAGCAUUUAGAAAAGCCGCAUCAUCAUCGCGAUCCCAUCAUUAAACUCCCUAUAGAUGGAGGAGGACGUGCUGAACGCCCUGCAGACGCGGAGUGCCUACUUAUCCGGCGGAUUCGAUCGCCAGAAGCGCAUCAUCUUCGUUGUCAACGCGUUCAACGAUCUGCAGCUGUGGAAUCGCCGCUAUCUGCAGGUGACUCUGGACUAUCUGAAGCGGUCUCUCAGCGCUUCGGUGUUGCAGAAUGGCGUCAGUGUGGUGGUCAAUGCCCAGGAAAGCAGUUCGCGGAUAUCGCGGCAGCAGGUGCGCCAGAUCUACGCCCUCUUCGGGGGCGACAUCAAUGUGGAUCUGUAUCUAGUCAGGGCGGAGGGCUUCUGGGAGAAGCAUGUGGAGCCGUGCACCAAGUCCCAGGUCAAGGGAGAGCCCCUGGUGCUGUCGAAGGCGAGGCUGUUCAAGUUCAUAGAGCCGCAGAACCUGCCCGAGGAACUGGGCGGCACCAUGCAGUUCAACUACGAUCUGUGGCUGCAGCAGCGCAAGUCCAUCGACGAGUUCACCAAGUCGCAUGUGCAAACAUUGGCUUCGAUGGAGAAACUGUUGGCUCUUCUGCGGGAGCACAAGUCUCUGCGGCCGGCGGAAGCGGAUGUGGAGCUGAAGAAGUGCGCCCAGAUGCAUGCCGGAGUCCAAAACGACAUAGAGUCCGCCAUCGACUUGGGUAACGCGAUCUUGGCCCGCUUCAACGAGGUCUACGAGACGCAUUCACCGCCGCCACAAGCGGUCGCACCUGCCUCGGAGUCCCCUGUGGGUCCCCCGCCCAUCCCCGCCCACUCCACCACUGCACCUUCCCCGCAGAAGCCCCUCCUGCCGCCAGAUCUCGUCUGUGAGCGCGCCCGCAUCGAGUUGCGAUUGAAUGAGAUCGAAAAGAAACAGACGGCCAUCCGGACUGCCUGGCUGGAACUGCUGCGAUCUCUGAGGGAGGCACGCGAACUCAGUACUUUGGAGGAGGGGGUGUCCUUCGUCACCAACUGGAUCCUGCAAGAGGCCGAGCUGUUGCUCAGCCGCCAAAGGAGCGUUGCCGGUGAUUUUAGGGGAUGUGAGGCAUUGCGUUCUGCUCACGAUCAACUGGAACUGGAGUGCCGGGAGACCUACGGUUGCUAUGCGGAGCUGCUCUAUAAGAUCGAAAAACUUGCCGCUGAAAGGCAGGCAUCUGCGAAGGAUAUGGACCGGUGCCAGGAUCUUCUCUCGCAGCGAGACUUCAUGCAGUUCGUUUGUCGCUCCUUUGCAAAGCGAUUGGAACGACGAAGAAAUGUACUGAUGACCGCCCUCAGGUUCCAUCGCCUCCUCGAUCAAUUUGAGGAUUUGCUGGCCACCGGUAACCAUGUGGUGGAGGUGGACAGUCGAUCGCUUGACUGGAACGAGGCUGAGCAGCUACUCAUGCAGCUCACUAACAACCAGGAAAUGUUGGGCCACGUCGAACGCGAACUUGUGCGUGAAGGUGAAAAGCUGAGCGACAUGCUGGCCAUGCCAGUGAAAGACGCUCUGGGCCGUGACCUCCAGCUGGACUACAGUGCCGAGAUCGCCCAGCUGCGCCGGCAGAUCGACGAGAGCCGGCGGCGUCGUCAGGUGUGCGGACAUCGGCUGGCGCUGCAGCGGCUCACCUUGGAGCAGGUGACCCACAUCCACGCCUACGAGGAGGACGCGCGGAGGGCGCGGGACUGGCUGCAGGAGUUGUAUGCCGUCUUGCUGCGGUGCCACUCCCAUGUCGGCUGCAACAUCCACGAGAUUCAGCUGCAGAAGGACGAGCUGCAGGGGUUCGAGGAAACCGGACGGAGCAUCUACCACUAUGGCUGCCAAUUGCUGGAGGCUUCCCAAACGCUGCGCCUUUGCUGCAAACUGGAAGCAUCAGGAUCUGGGUCACAAAGCAAUCACAGUCAGAGUUUCAUUAGUGACGAACUGCAGCACACGUGGCACAGUCUGCAGUCUGUGGCCCAGGAGCAAAUGACCAGACUGCGCGUCUCCGCCGUUUUCCACCGCAGUGUGGAGGCCUAUUAUCGCCAGCUGAGGGAACUUCGGCCCCUUUUGACCCAGGAACUGUCCGCGCAACUGCAGCAGCAGCAAAGACAGCAGCACAACCGCAGUAGCAGUGGAAUAAGCAGCGAUGCCGAGGCAGAAUUGGAAUCGGAGCUGUCUCCUUUGGCCGAAAUGCCUCCGCGACUUCAGAGGCACUUGGUGGCCAGGGAGCAACUGCUCGUCGAAGUGGGCAGAAUGGUGAGACUGGGAAGACUGCUGAAGAAGCGUCUCAAAGAGCCUUUCGUUCUGGAUGCAUUAACAGGAAAGAGUGUCGUGGCCGAUGAACUGCCCCUGGAUUGCACUGCACCAAGUCCACUCCAUGACAGUGGAAGGACCAGCAGUGCUGGAAGCGAGAUACCCGGGGACUCGCCCCCGGCCACUGUGGAAGUGGUUCCCACAGGUAGCAACGAACUGGCCUGCGCCGCCAUUUCCCACAAGCUGGGAGCCAUUGCCGAGGUGGCCGAGUCUCUGGACGCAGUCAUCCGGGAUGUCCAGCAGCAGGAGGGCGUCGCUAGCAAUGGAACCAGCAAUGGCACUGGGGGUCAUGGCAUUAAAAAACUGGGCAGCAUUGAGGAUUGGCACUCCCGCUCCACCGAGGACGAAUCUUUCGCCACCGCCUCUGAAGGCAACUUCACGCCGAAUUCACACUCCUCAUCGUUCCAAACAGCCUCAGGACGCACUAGCUCCUACAUAGGUUCGGCUAAGAACUCCUUUGAUGAGGCGGACGACUCUACGUUGAGCACAUUCGAAAUACCCGAAUUACCACCUUCGCCAGUCAAUAUGUCCUUUGAUAGCUCCGAUAUGAGCUACUUCUCCGCCCAUCAGCAGCGGAUGAAAAGUGAGGAUCAGGACAGUGUGGUGGGCGUGGCAGAGUUGCAUAGUCAGAGUGUAACGCCCACUCCGGACGAGGAGCAGCAGCACCUGCUGCUGCCACUUCCAUUACCGCAGGCCAUCGAAUCGGACAGCGAGGUGGAAGGAUUCAGUUUGGCCACGGGCAUUACGACGGAGCUAGCGCCCAGGAUAUCCAAUGCCCACACUCCGGAGAUUGUGGAUCCAUAUCUCGAGACCAAAUCCUCGACACAGGCGGUGCAAGAGACGCUGAACGACUUCAGUAAGCGGCAGGUCGACGUGACGAGCAGUUUGGAGAAUUGGACAACGAGCAUUGCGGAGAAGCGAGAAGUCGAAUAUCUACUCGAGAAAGUCAUGAGCGACAACGAGGAGACCGUGGCCAAGAGCACCCAGGUGGACACGCAGUUGUAUCCCGUAUUCACCUCCCAGAGCGUGGACUCCAAGCAGCUUUUGAUCAGCACCCGCGAGAAGCUGACUAACGUGACCCAGGACAUCGAAAGGGCCCAGGAUGAGAUACAGCAGCGCAUCCAGACGACGCUCGGCAUCCAGACCAAGGAUCAGCCAUCGCUGGCCAAGAUCGAGCAGGUGAUCAACAACCUGCGCAUGCUGAAGGCCAAGUUGGACGGCAUCAAGUACGAUUAUCGCACUUUGGUGGAGAGUGUGGUUCAGUUUCUGGAGAACAUAGUGCAGCUGCGUCGCGAAAUCGACGACUACUUCGCCAGGCAGCAGAAGGAACCCGCAUCCGGCGCGGAUCGCAGCAUUGCGGAGCACGAGAAAUUCCGCGAUCAGUGCAUGGAUAAAUUUAGAUCGCUAAUCACACAAUCCGAACUGCUGAUCGAUCGAGUGCGCGUACUGGAACCGCCGGGUGCCCGGGAAAUCGACACCGACCGCAUACUGAAGCUGCUCGAGAACCUGCGUCUUCACUUCGAGUCAAACAGCAGUGCACGCAUGUCCACCCUAGAGCGUCUGGAGAAGAUCGAGCAGUUCCGCUCCGAUCUCGAGGACAUCGAUCGCAGCCUGGACAGCGUUAGCCAGCAGCUGCACGAGAUCAACAACCAGAGCGUCGACAGUCUGGCGGCGGCCAAAACCACGUCGCUGGCGUUUGAGUAUUUUGAACGGACCAUAGAGCUGCUCGAGAAGCGGAUCGAGAAGUUUACGGAGUCCACGAGCCAACAGCUUUUUAUUACCAAUCCCGAGAGCGAGCGGUACGUCAAGGACGAACUGCGCAAACUCAACGACAAAUGGCAGAGCUUCAAGGAUCAAGUGAAGCAGAAACGAAAGAGCCUCAACCAGGCGACCGACUUCUUCGAGGUGGUCGAGAAGAUCGACGCGGAGUACCGUGAGAUUAGCUACUUCUACACAAGCGUGUCCAACAAGGUUCCAUAUCUGCGCGAUUCCGUGGAAGCGGGAAAUUUGGUCAAUGAUAUCGAAAACUAUGUGACCAGCCGGGAGGGUGCUCUGCGCUCCAAGUUGGAUAGUGCCUCGCAAUGUGCCCACGAUAUGAACAAGGUGUCGUCGCUGUACAACGAUGUAAUGAACAUCUUCCAGUCCUUCAUCAAGCUUAAGAUGGACAUUAAUGUGGUGCAAGAGAGGCUGAAGCACGAGCAGCGCCAGAAGGAGCAAAGGGAACGGGAUGCUCGCGACCAAGCCGAACGGGAGAAGGCUAUAAAGGAAGCGGAGGCCAAGGAAAGGCUGCACAGAGAAGAGCAAUCCCGCCUGGAGAACCAGCGCCAGCAGGCGGCCAUUGAGCAGGCUCAGAGGGAAUUGGCAGCCAGAGAAUUGGCUCUGCGGGAGCAAGCUGUCCGGGAGGAGGAGGCUAGACUGCAGGCCAUUCGGGAGCAGGCCACUCGAGAACAAUUGGCCAGGGAACAGGCUGCCAGGGAGGAGGAGUUGCGCAUCCAAUCGCUCAGGGAGAUUGCCCGCAGAGAAGAGGAAGUGCGCCUCCAGAACAUCAGGGAUGAAGAAACGCGCGUUCGCCGCGAGGAGGAGGAGCGCAUCCGUAGAGAAAAUGAGUCACGAUCGAAGCGCGAAGAGAAAGCCCGCAUCCAGCGUGAGGAGAUCACCAGACUCCAAACCCUACGCGAUCAGGUUGACCAGCAGCGAAUUGUAACCGAAAACAUCCGCAAAGACAUUCAGGUUAACUCCAUUUUCACGGAGCUGCGCUAUGCCUCUCCGCUUUUCACUCGUCCUCUGAAAGAUGCAGUUACCCGCGAGGGAGACCGAUUCGUCUUCGAAUGCGAGGUUACGGGAACUCCGGAACCCGCCGUGGAAUGGUUCAAGGAUGGCAUCAGUAUCCAAACAAAUUCCGAUUAUAAGACCACCUUCGAUAAGGGAAUCUGCAGAUUGGUAAUCGAGGAAACCUUUGCCGCAGACUCAGCACGUUUCAGUUGCCGUGCCUCGAAUCUGGUGGGUACUUGCGAUACUAAUGCCACUUUAUCCGUCCGGGAAAAUGCAGCCGAUGUGCAGUUGGUUCCACCACGGAUUCUUCGAUUCUUGCAGAGUGGCAAGGCCACCGAGGGAAGCUCCUUUCAGUUUGCUUGCGUGGUGGCUGGAGUUCCCUUGCCCACUGUUCAGUGGUUCAAAAAUGACAAGUGCAUCGACGAUUCUCCGGAUUACGUGAUCAGCUACAACAAUGGUGAGGCCACUCUGAAGUUCGAGGAGGUCUUUUUGGAGGAUGAUGCGGUGUACACCUGCAGUGCCUCCAAUCCGGCAGGCAUUGAACAUUGCUCGGCUUCUCUGAUUGUGGAACCUCUGGAACCUACAGAGCUACCCAGUUUCAAGGUUCCCCUUUCAAAUGCCAUGGCGCGUGUGGGUCAGAAAAUCAAGCUGGAGGCCAUCGUGGGCGGAAUUCCCAGGCCAGAAGUCUACUGGCUGCACAAUGGCAAACCCUUCCAGCCGCGCGAUUCCAAGUACGAAUACGGCCGCGUAACGCUGAUAAUCCCGCAGGCUUAUCCCAACGACGCCGGAUCCUACGUCCUGAGCGCCAAGAACCUGGCUGGCGAAGCCUAUACCAGUUGCAACGUGAUAGUAAAGGGUCGACUGCCCAACGAGACCUCCGAUUCCGAGAUGGCCAGUGAUAUAGAACCGAUCAAACCCGCCGUGCACUUGCCCCUGAAGGAUGUCUCCAUAUUCGAGGGUAAGCCCGUGAGGCUGGACUGUGUGAUUGUGGGCCAACCCGAGCCCGAGGUCAUCUGGUACCACAAUGAGCGACCUGUUAAGGAGUCCGCCGAUGUUCAGUUGCUGUUCCAAGGGGACCGAUGCUCCCUAAUCAUCCAAGAGGUGUACCAAGAGGACGCAGGACACUACAAGGUGGUGGCCAUUAAUUCGGCUGGAGAAGCUUCCAGUAGUUGUGAACUCAAGGUUACUCCUCUGAAUCAAGCGGAACCGGCCACUCGGGCACAGGCGGAGAGGCAAUCCUUGCCGAAAGACUCGCAGCCAAAGUUCGAGAGACUUCUAUCCGAUGUCUUGGCAGAUGAAGGCGAGCAAGUGGUCCUCGAGGUGCAGGCCAGUGGGGAUCAACCCCUGACGGCCCAGUGGUUCCUGACCAACAAGGAGCUCCACCUGGAUCAGCGGAUUACCACACAAUCCGACUCCGAACUGGGAAUCUUUAAGCUUAUCCUCAACAACGUGUGUGGCGAUGACAAGGGAGUGUAUACUGUAAAGGUGACCAAUCCUGCGGGAGAUGCCAAAUGCUUUUCGCAUCUCAUAGUGAAGUCCGUGAAUGCUCCCGAAAACCGUAGAAGUAGCCAAUCGUCGGUUGAAAUCUUAGACCGUCACCAGUGUCCCGAAUUCAAAGAACUGUUUAGUGACAAACAAGGUGAAAUCGAUGAGGUGAUCAAGUUCGAGUGCAUUGUCAAGGGCAAGCCCACACCAAAGGUCCACUGGUUCUUCAACGACCAACCCGUUCACGGUCAUAAUUUCCUCGUGUCUACAAGUGGAGAACGUCAAGUGCUGACCAUUCAGAAGUUAACCCACGAUGCCGUGGGCAAGAUCAGUUGUGUGGCUGAGAAUGAGGCGGGCAAGGCCACCUGUGUGGCCUUUUUGAAUAUCCGAGGAAGUGGUUUGCCCGCCUCCAGUGAUGUUCAGACUGUGAGCCAGGAGCACAACACCGAAUCCUCGAGGGUCACGAUCAAAAAGCAGACCUUUACCACCACUUCCACCUCGCAGGUCAAUUCCUACGAGGGAAAUGCUCCUCAAACCGAGGUUCAUCACUCCUCCGCUCACAUCGAUCAAUCCCUGAAGCAACUUGGACAACAGCGGCCGGAGAUUGUGGAGAGCCAUCACUACCAGGAGUUGCACAAGAGCAAGGAGAUGAGCAGCCCCAGUGUACAGCAAAAGUCCUUCAGCUUUAUCCAAUCCAGUGGAGCCAAUGGACAAUCCGCAGUAGCAAUACCAGACUCGCCGACUCGCCUCAGAAGAGAAAUAGCUCCUAGGUUCACCACUCCCCUUAGUGGAAAAAUCGUGGAUCAGGGCGCCGAUGUCAGCAUGGAGGCCAUUUACGAUGGCUUUCCUUCGCCCGAGAUCAAGGUGGAGAAGAACGGGGGUCAGCUGUUCGAGGAUGCCCACACCAGGAUCUCCAACAAGUGCAAUCGCGUGACCAUCGAACUCAAACAAGUGGGCGUGGCCGAUGCGGGACGAUACGCGGUGACAGCCUCCAAUACUGUGGGUCAAUCCACCAGCACAGCGGACUUGGUCGUUAAAAAGACCAUAUUCCCGCCUGUUUUUGGCCGCCGUCUGCAGGCUCAAGUUAGCAAGAAAGGCGAGAAGUUGACCAUGGAGGUGGAGGUAACCGGGUUGCCGGAACCGACGGUCACCUGGCUGAAGGACGAAAAGCCGCUAAAGGAUGCUGGAAUUUCCGAGCACCGCUUGCUGGCCCAGGGCAACUCCUACAGGCUGAUCAUCGAAAAGGCGCAAACCACGGACUCUGGAAAAUACAUGGUGCGUGCCACAAAUGCGGGAGGUGAGGCCAAGAGCAUUGCCGACUGUGCCAUCCUCGAGCCUUCGCCGGAACGCUUGCAGGAGGUGGUCAAGACGAUUGUCUAUGAGACGGGUCCUGUGGCUCCGGCCAGCGAAUUCAAAACUGAAGUGCCGAAACAAAGUCAGAACAGCGAUAACCAACAGUCGUACCAAAGCAGUCAGACCGAAGUGACUAGUGCCAAUGAUCUUCACGGUCUGUCCGAGUCGAAAGUGAUCACUGAGCAUCGUUGCACUACCGAGGCAACCAUGCGUCUAGAGCACAAAUCGAACUACCUGGAUCUGCCCGAGUUGACCGCGCGACCCAAGACACCAACCACAAACGAUACUAUCACCAUCACCACAAACACUGCCACCGCCAGCAUGGAUCAGCCAGAUCUGACACAACCCACCAUCACCACCACCACCGCCACCACCAACAAAGCCCCACCGCCAGUACCACCCAAGCCCUGUACGCCCGUGGUGGCCACCACCUUUGGCCAACAGCAGCAACCACCACAGACGCUGACCAGCACCAGAUACGAGCAGAGCGAGCACAAGUCAACCACAUCGUCCUCCUCGUUCGACUACUUCAAGAAGAUCGAUGAAGAGACCAUCAUCCAGCGGCCAAAUCCAUUAACAUUUAAGCCCCUGGAGACUGUGGUACGACAACCUAAGGCACAAUCUCUGGCGGAGGAGCUCAGGAGUCUCAACCUAAUACCGGGAGAUGCUCCAGAGUUCUGUUACUCACCGAAAACCGAAAGAAGCGAACCCAAAAUACCCCUAAUUACUGAGAAAAUCAAGAUACUUUCCGAGGUCCAACCCAAGGAGCCACCACCACAGGGUGGUGUACCCGUCUUUCCACCGCCUCUGGGUCUCCAAACUGUGCAACACGAAAGCACAACCACUAAGGAGGUGAAGGUGGAGUAUGGACAACCAAUUGUGCGCCCUGCGGCAGUGUUAGCCACUCCUGCUCAGCAGAACCCACGCUCACCCUCUCCCAAACCCUCCGCCGAAGGAGUAGCCAUGUCGAGAUUAUGGACACCAACUGGGGUAACUGGUUACACCAGUGAUGUAGAGCAGAAAUCAGAGAAAACGGUGAUCUCCAAGCUGGCCACACCAACUCCAACCAAGGAGCUGAAUGCACCCUUCCUGGUAAAUCAGAUAGUAAAGAGCAUACCGACAACUGCUCCCGUAACGCACUUGGUGAAUGUCGAACUGGAACCAGGGACACCACCAGAGAUUUGCUUUGCGCCCAAGGUAGAAGAAACCCGUCGACGUUCCUUGGUUGAGACCAUGGAGCAGAAACUGGAACAGAAUUUGAUCCAGGGACCCAGCAAGGUCUUGCCGCACUCGGUGCCCACCCUGACACCAAACACCGCACCACCGGUUCAGUCGAAACCCUUGGGUAACACCACUUACCGACCACCACCUCCAGUUCUACCCACCCGAUUGGGAGUCUACGAAAGCGACUAUGAGAGUGAUCGGUACAAGUAUAGUGGCAGUGAAUCGGAUGUGGAGCCCGGAAUUCGCAAGCAGCCACAACUGACAACCAUGGAGACGUCCUUUAAGUCCAGUGGCUACACAGCGGAUACUGAGGAGCAUUCUAGCUACCGCAAGUCGGAGUCAAGUUUUUACGAAACCAAGUCAUCGUCCACUAUGGGAAGCGCACCACCGCAAACACAGUUCCCGAAGUUGCAGCCUGAGCCACCGGCACCGAUUUACUUCACGCCAAAGCCACAACCGCAGGUGCAACCACAGGCGCCACCAUCUCAAUCGAAUGUUCACAGUCAGGAGGCGAAGGACUACAAGUACACCUCCUCGAGUAUGACCAGUAACUACUCCCACAACAUGCAGAGCAGCAGCAGUUCCUCCCAUCACGAGACCAAGUUCUCCUCGACGUCAGCACCGCCACCAGUGGUUACCUAUCCUAGUCCUAUUCCUGCCCAGAGGAAAACCCCGGCGGCGGAGUUCAGUGACUACAGCAGUGAGAUUGAUGAACGCUUCCGUUCCGUGUCCCGCACCAAUGAAUCCGAUGCAGAGAUCAAGGGGUACCGAGUGGUCUUUCCACCCACGCCUACUCCUCGCACAAACAUAGCCACCAAUGGCCACAAAUCGCCAGUGGUGGUAAUUACCCCUUCGCCCAUGGAAUUCGAACCGACUCCUCAGGACUACGCUAGGCCCAAAUUUGAACCGAUUGGCAAGGAGAUACGCCAUGAAAUCAAGACGGAGACUAGCUCCAAACAAUCCAAGUUUAUGCAGAACCAACACCAGAGUCAGCCAGUCUUUAAGCCAAAACCUGUGGCGGCCAAAUUCAUUGCGGCAACCCAACAACAACAGCAGAAGCAGCCACAGGCCACAGCCCGUCCGACCAUGUACUACAAUGCUGUUGCUGGAGCUCCGAUGCACGUGGCCAAGGUGGCCACCGAAACUAAGAACGUGAUGCAGAUGCACGAGUCCACUGAGAGUUCACAGCGGGUGGUGAAUAUGCAACAGACCAAGAGGGUAAUACACUUUGAUAGUGCGCAGGAGCAGAGGGAUCAGCAGAUCCUGGAACCCUUCCCCUACAGCCCCGCCACCAGUCGUACGCCUUCGAGACAAUCCCAUCUGCCACCGCCAGCCACGCCCACUAAAUUUGUGGCCGGAGAAUUCCGUGAGAGUGAUUACGAGAGUGAGGUUGAUGGCGCACGCAUCCAACCACUGUGGUCUCCUUACGGCGAUGGUUUGACCAAAGGUUUCAGGCGGGUGGCGCCGCCUCAAGGAGCUGGUCGAUCGUGCAGUCUGCCCCGGACCUAUGAAAGGGUCUUGUCCCCCAUGGAAUUCGAUCGCGGUCCCGAGAUGCCCAGCAAGAUCCACGUGGAUAUAAACACUCUGAGGAAAGAGCAACGCGGGGGCAGUACAGUGACAACACAAAAUCGUACUCAAUCCUUGAACAGGAACACCACCAUGAGGCAACAGCAGCAACAUCAGCAACAGCAGCAACAUCAGCAACAGCAGCAGCAGUCCAUGGAUCAGAUCGACAGGGCCGGAACUCUGCCCCGAUAUGGUUAUAGUUCCCUCCAGCAGCAAGCAGAGAAUCAGGGUCGUCGCAUGGGCUCCACCUUCCUCCAGAAGUCCCAUCAGUUUGUCGACGAUGUUAGCAGGGAGAUCAGAAGCUCCGCUUCGAACGGCAUCCGUCCGGGUUUCAAAAGGGCUCCCAGCGAAGGCAGCAGCCAGAAACCUCAAGCCUUCCGGGAUGAAUCGCGCGUCUCUCAAUACGAUCAAGGCACUCAAACGGAUAGCUUGCUAAUAACCGAAGAGGAACCGGCGCCGGAGGCCACGGAUCAGCCCCUGGGUAAUGGCGUCAAUAAAACGCCUUUGCGCAAAUCUGCGUCGUUCUCAUCCACGUCGACCAGUUCGCCGGCCAGUUCCUCCAUGGGUUCGGCCACAUCGACCAUGUCACUGCGCUCCUCGACGCCCCUGAGGAGCAAUAAUCACUCCCAGUCGAGUCGGGCUCUUCGGAGCGACACCAUCAACACGUUCCAGAAGUGGGAGACCACGAUCGAGUCCAUCAGCUAUGUGAGCACCAAGACCGUGUCCAUUUCGGAUUUUAGCCAGGAGCCGCAGCUACGUGAGCAAACAGUGCAACAACAUCAUGGUGGCAGCAUCGGAGGCGCCUACGUGCCCCCUUCGCUGACACACGUGUACGCCCAGGGCGACAUCUCGCCGCCCGUCUUCGAGCAGAUCUUCAAGAACGCUCGAUUCGCCCAGGGCGGCAAUGCCCUCUUCGAGGGACGCCUGCGUGGCAACCCGAAGCCAUUCGUAACCUGGACCCGGAAAGGCGCACCCCUUCUCGAGUCGCAGAAGUUCCGGAUGAGCUACAACGAGGCCACCGGCGAUGUGUCCCUGCUGAUCAAUCAGAUCGGACCCGGGGACGAGGGCGAGUACACGUGCACCGCUCGCAAUCAGUAUGGCGAGGCAAUCUGCAGCGUCUACAUCCAGCCGGAGGGAGCACCGAUGCCCGCCCUGCAGCCCAUCCAGAAUCUGGAGAAAAACAUCUACUCGAACGGAUAUUCGUAUACCUCCAUUGAGGAGGAGUUCCGUGUGGACACGUUCGAGUACAGGCUGCUCCGUGAGGUUUCCUUCCGUGAGGCCAUCACCCGUCGAUCUGGCUACGAGCAGGACUCCCAACUCUCCCAGGAGCUGGACCGCAACCAGGGUCCUGCGCAGGCGCCACAAAUCUCGCAGAAGCCGCGUAGCUCCAAACUGAUCGAGGGAUCCGAUGCCGUGUUCACCGCACGCGUAGGCUCCAACCCCAAGCCCCGGCUCACCUGGUUCCAUAAUGGCCAGCGUUUGGUGGCCUCGCAGAAGUACGAGAUCUCCUAUUCGAGUGGCGUGGCUACGCUCCGCGUGAAAAACGCCACGGCUCGCGAUGGCGGCCACUACACGCUGCUUGCCGAGAAUCUGCAGGGCUGCGUGGUUUCAUCCGCCGUGUUGGCCGUGGAACCGGCCGCGGAAACCGCCUACGAACCAAAGCAGGUGGACGUGGUUGCCGAGCAAUUGGAGGCCGGCAAAGCGUUGCCGCCAGCCUUUGUAAAGGCUUUCGGAGAUCGCGAGAUCACCGAGGGUCGCAUGACCAGGUUCGAUUGUCGCCUUACUGGCAAUCCCUACCCCGAGGUCUUUUGGCUUAUCAACGGCCGGCAAGUGCGCGACGAUGCCUCGCACAAGAUUCUAGUCAACGAAUCUGGCAGCCACUCGCUGAUGAUCACCAAUGUGACCCGAUUGGAUGCCGGAGCUGUCCAAUGUCUGGCCCGCAACAAGGCUGGUGAAGUUGCCAUCGAGGCACAGUUAAACGUGUUGGAAAAGGAACAGGUUGUCGCACCACAAUUUGUCCAGCGUUUCAGCACCAUGACUGUACGCGAGGGUGAACCGAUCACCAUGAGCGCCAAUGCCAUUGGAACUCCGCAGCCACGUAUCACCUGGCAGAAGGACGGCGUCCAGAUCUCGUCCACCGCCGAGCGCUUUGUGGGCAUCGACGGAGGAGCCACCUGCCUGGAGAUUCCACGCGUCACUGCCAACGACGCUGGAUGGUACCAGUGCACCGCCCAGAACAUCGCUGGAUCCACGGCCAAUAGGGCCAGGCUGUAUGUCGAGGUUCCUAGGGAACAACCAAGUUACGAGCAGCGUCGUCUCAAUCUCCCGAGACCAACGAAAGUCAUCGAGCCAGAACCCAUUCCUGGCCCUGAAAUCAUCUACCUUCGCCAUGUGGAGCGUGCCAAGCCCCAUCUGCGCCCUGGUGAGGAGGAUCGAGUCUAUCCGCCGCCGCAGUUCAUCAUCCCGCUGCAGAAUGUGCAGCAGACCGAAGGCGGCCGUGUUCACAUGGAGGCCCGCAUCGAACCAGUUGGCGAUCCCACCAUGGUCGUCGAGUGGUACCUCAAUGGGCGUCCGCUCGCAGCCAGUGCCCGCGCCACAUCCGUUUUCAAGUUCGGCUUCAUCGCUCUGGAUCUUCUGAGCAUUAUGGGCCACGACUCCGGCGAGUACAUGUGCCGUGUGAGCAACGCCAGCGGAGUGGCUGAAUCCCGCGCUAUUCUGUCCGUGGUGCAGCGCCCAUCCAUUGAGCAAUCUUCGCAGAACCCCAACAGUCUGCAGUACAUCAACCAGUUGGAGGACUACUCGCGCUACCAGCGCACAGAGAGCAUCGAUGAGCAGCUCAACCAGGCGCCCCAGUUCAUCCGCCCGCUUCGCGAUCUUGGUGAAUUCGAGGAGGGCAAGAACGUGCACUUUGAGGCUCAGGUUACACCUGUGAACGAUCCCUCCAUGAGAGUGGAAUGGUACAAGGACGGACUACCCAUCACGGCUAGCUCCCGCAUCACUGCCAUCUUCAACUUCGGCUAUGUCUCCCUGAACAUCUUGCACCUGAGAGCCGAAGAUGCUGGCACGUACACUGUGCGGGCAGUGAAUCGCAUUGGAGAAGCCAUCAGUCAGUCCUCCAUUCGUGUCCACUCCCGUUCGCAAGUCACUGCUGAUCUGGGUAUACCCGAACAGCAGCGUUACAUUGAAAAGGUCGAGGAACUGGAGGAUUACCGAAAGUCCCAGCAGCGUCGUCAUGUCCAAGAGGCGGCCGAGGCUAUUGCCCCGCCCCAAUUCAAGACACCGAUCCAGAACCAGUUGGAUCUGCGCGAGCACGCGCAUGCGCACUUCGAGGCAAGACUUGAACCCAUUGGAGAUUCAACCAUGCGGGUCGAGUGGCUGAAGGAUGGUCAGCCUCUGGAAGCCAGUUCCAGGAUCACCACCUACCAUAACUUCGGCUACGUGGCGCUGACCAUUAAGCAGCUGACCAUCUAUGAUGCCGGUACCUACACCUGCCGUGCCUACAAUGCCAUGGGUCAGGAUACCACCGUGGCCCAGCUUACGGUUAUCUCCAAGAACGAAAUCGUUUCGGAGUCACAGCACCCAGGUGGUCUGCAGAAGAUCCAGCAUCUCGAGGACUCGUCGCGCUACGGACGCCGCGAGGAGGAGGAGACCUACAUCACCCAGGCUCCCCGUUUCCUCGGCCCUCUUAAGGGAACCACCAAAAUCCUUGAGGGCCAGCGCGCUCACUUUGAGGCCCGUGUUGAGCCCCAGAGCGAUUUGGGCCUGGUGAUCGAGUGGUACCACAACGGUCGCUCCAUCACCGCCGCUAAUCGCAUCCAGACGUACUACGAUUUCGGUUAUGUCGCCCUGGAUAUUUCCCAGGUGCGCGCUGAAGAUGCUGGCGUUUACCUCGUGGUGGCUAGGAACAAGCUAGGUGAAGCUCAGCAGCAAGCAACGAUGAUAGUGGAAACUCGUUCCAGUAUCGACACAUCUAGCAUGCACCGCGGCCUGUACGAGAAGACUCAAAACCUGGAAAACAAGCCGUUCGUGGAGCCUCAAUAUGACAUCGAAGAGAUCUCCAAGUCGAAGCCAGUGUUUGUUACCCCACUAAGUGAUCCAAAGCCCAUUCACGAUGGCAAGAACAUCCAUCUGGAAUGCCGUCUUGAGCCAAUGGGUGAUCCCACCAUGCGCGUCGAGUGGUUCCACAACGGUCGCCCCGUUACUGUGGGUUCUCGAUUCCGCACUUACUAUGACUUUGGUUUCGUGGCUUUGGAUAUUAUCAAGGCCACGGCCGCCGACUCUGGAGAAUAUACUGUGAGGGCCACCAACCACUUGGGUACGGCUCACACCUCAGCCUGCGUGCGUGUGAUCGACCACACGGACGUUGUGACCGAGACUCAAAACGAGCAAUCGCUGGAGCAGAUCCAAUUGCUCGAGGACUCAAGGCGCCGCCAUCACCAGGAGGAGGAUAUCACCAUCAUGCAAGCGCCCCAGUUUACCAGGGGCCUGCACAACAUUGAGACUAUUGAGGGUACCAAUGUGCACUUGGAGUGCCGCCUGCAGCCCGUGGGAGAUCCCAGUAUGCGUAUCGAAUGGUUCGUAAAUGGAAAGCCUGUUAAGACAGGCCAUCGUUUCCGCCCCGCCUACGAAUUCGAUUACGUUGCUUUGGACCUGCUUGGCUGCUACGCCAUCGACUCGGGCGUUUACACAUGCCAGGCCAGAAACCAAUUGGGUGAAGCCGUAACCUCGUGUUCCGUGCGAAUUAUCGCUAAGAAUGAUUUGAUUUUGGAGACCCAAAACGAGUCGGGUCUUCAGAAGAUCCAAUACUUGGAGGACUCGACGCGACAUCGCCGCAGUGAGUUUGUCGACGAGGUUGUGAACAUUCGCCCGCGGUUCCUCACCCACCCUAAAAGCUUGACCAACACCCGCGAGGGUGGUCACGCUCACUUCGAGUGCAAGAUUGAGCCAGUGACUGAUCCGAACCUGAAGGUGGAGUGGUUUAAGAACGGACGUCCCAUCACUGUGGGUCACCGCUUCCGUCCCAUUCAUGACUUCGGCUACGUGGCCUUGGACAUUGUCCAUUUGAUUGCUGAGGACUCGGGUAUCUACACUUGCAGGGCCGUUAACCUGAUUGGCUCUGACGAAACCCAAGUGGAGCUGCAGUGCCGCAGUGGUGAGCAGAUUGUUACUGUCACCCAGAACGAGGCUGGUCUUGAGCAGAUCCACUACCUGGAGGAUCGCUCGCGCUACUCCCGACGUGAGGAAAUCGAUGAAAGCACCAAACAGGCUCCGGUGUUCACUACAUCACUGAAGAACGUUGAGAUCAAGGAGAACCAGAGGGCCCACUUCGAAUGCCGUCUGAUUCCCGUUUCUGAUCCGUCAAUGCGCGUGGAAUGGUACCAUAACAAUCUUCCACUUAAGUCCGGUUCUCGUUUCACUGAGACCAAUAACUUCGGCUUUGUGGCCUUGGAUAUAAUGUCCACUCUGCCCGAAGAUGCCGGCACUUAUACCUGCCGUGCCUACAACGCUGUGGGUGAGGCCAUCACCUCUGCUGUAGCUGUUGUGCACACCAAGAAGUCCAUCUACCUGGAGUCCCAGCACGAAACCGCUCUGCCACGUCUGCAGCACUUGGAGGAUGGCUCCAAGCGUCAGCGCAUCAGCGUCCAGGACGAAUUCGUGUCCCAGGCCCCCGUUUUUACCAUGCCGGUAAGGGAUGUCCGUGUGGCUGAAAACCAGGCGGUGCACUUUGAGGCACGCUUGAUUCCAGUGGGAGAUCCGAAAUUAAAGGUUGAGUGGUUGCGAAACGGUCAACCUAUUGAAGCCUCCAACCGCACUACCACCAUGCAUGAUUUUGGUUAUGUGGCGCUCAACAUGAAGUAUGUGAAUCCCGAGGACUCUGGAACCUACACCUGUCGGGCUGUCAACGACCUCGGCCAGGCGGUUACCUCUGCCUCGCUCAUUGUGCAAUCCAAGACUUCCAUUCAACUGGAGACCCAGCACGAGGCCGCUAUGCACAAGAUCCAUCAGCUGGAGGAUCACAGCAGGUACCAACGCAGGGAGGAGGAGGAGUACACGGUCACCACCGCCCCCGUAUUUGUCACCAAGCUGAUUGGACCCAGCAACCUGGUCGAGGGUCAAAGUGCCCACUACGAGUGCCGCAUCGAACCCUACCCAGAUCCCAACCUCAAGGUGGAGUGGUUCCACAAUGGAAAACCACUGAGCACUGGCCAUCGCUUCCGCACCACGUACGACUUUGGAUUUGCCGCCUUAGACAUCCUUACCGUCUAUGCUGAGGACAGCGGCGAGUACACUUGCCGAGUGACCAACAACCUGGGUGAAGCCAUCAACUCGAUUGUGCUUAACGUAACCUCACGCUCGUCCAUCAUUCAUGAGACUCAGCAUGAGGAGGCUCUGACCAAGAUCCAACAUCUGGAAGAUACUUCGCGAUUCCAGAGGAAAACCGACGAAGAGCAGUUCCAUGCCGAACGUCCGCAGUUCGGCCGCCCUCUGCGUAAUGCCAAGGUCAACGAGGGAACUCCCGUCCACCUGGAGGCCACCUUAAUUCCUGUAAAUGAUCCCACCAUGAAGGUGGAGUGGUACUGCAACGGUAGGCCCAUCCAGACUGGUCACCGUUUCAAGACCACCUACGAUUUUGGCUUCGUGGCGUUAGAUAUUCUGUAUGCCCAUGCCGAAGACACCGGCACCUACAUGUGCAAGGCCAAGAACGCUAUUGGAGAAGCUGUCACGACUUGUGCUGUAAACGUAACAGCAAACAAGACACUCGAUCUGGACACAUUGGAUGCUCAGCGUUUGGAGAAGAUUCGCCAACUGGAAACAUAUGCGCCUCCUCCCAAACCCGUCGUGGAGGAGAAGGGCCAGAAGCCCAUUUUCCUAACACCGCUAAGCAACCUAGAACACUUGAAGGAGGGCGAGCACGCCCACUUGGAGUGCCGAGUGGAACCGAUCAACGACCCCAACCUGAAGAUUGAGUGGUUCUGCAAUGGCAAGCAGCUGCCUACUGGUCAUCGUUACCGCACAACCCACGACUUCGGUUACGUCGCUUUGGACAUUCUUUACGUCUAUGGCGAGGACACCGGCACCUACAUUUGUAAGGCCACCAACCAGCUGGGUGAGGCCGUAAACACCUGCAAUGUGCGUGUACUGAACCGCCGCAGCAUGAUUCUGGAUACCCAGCAUCCCGAUGCUCUGGAAAAGAUUCAAAAGCUCGAGUCAAAGGUUCCGAAUGCCCGUACCGAGGUUGGAGACGCUCCGAUCAGUCCACCUCAUUUCACCGCCGAACUUCGCGGUUCCACCGAAAUCUAUGAGGGUCAGACCGCUCAUUUUGAGGCCCAGGUCGCUCCAGUCCACGAUCCUAACUUGCGCAUUGAGUUCUAUCACAAUGGCAAGCCUCUGCCGUCCGCAUCUCGUUUCCACAUCACCUUCGACUUUGGAUACGUGUCUUUGGAUAUUACUCAUGCUGUGGCCGAGGACGCCGGAGAGUAUUCCGUGCGUGCUGUUAACGCUUUGGGCCAGGCUGUGUCUUCCACAAAUCUGCGCGUUAUUCCGCGUGGUACCAUCAUUUCGGACACCCAACAUCCCGAGGGACUGGAGAAGAUCCGCAAGCUGGAAUCGACUGCGCCGCAUCAGCGCCAGGAGCCUGAAACCCCUGGCACUCGCCAGCGCCCAGUGUUCACUCAACCUCUUCAAAACAUCGACAGAAUCAAUGAACACCAGACAGCUCACUUCGAGGCACGCUUGAUCCCUGUGGGAGAUCCAAACCUGAAGGUGGAGUGGUACCGAAACGAAAAGAUCAUUGAAGAUAGCUCCCGUAUCACCAAGCAGCACGAUUUCGGUUUUGUGUCGCUCGAUAUCUCGCAUAUUCGCAAGGAGGAUGAGGGCGUGUACAUGUGCCGCGCCGUCAAUCCUCUGGGUGAGGCCGUAACCACCGCCUCCAUGCGUGUGGUAUCCGAGGCCAGCAUCCAAAUGGAUACUCAGCAUCCGGACAGUAUCAGUCGCAUCCAUCAACUGGAGAAACCACUGGCACCACGCCCCACCGAACCAGAGCGCCUGUUUGAGAAGCCCAUCUUCACUCAACUGCUCACUGGACCAUCGGAGCUGUGGGAGGGUGCUCAUGCACACUUCGAAGCACGAGUUGUGCCUGUGGGAGAUCCCUCGCUGAAGUUUGAGUGGUUCAUCAAUGGCGUGGAGCUUCAAAUGGGCUCUCGCCUGCGCACCACGCACGACUUUGGUUUUGUCACCUUGGACAUUACUGCAGUGGUGCCAGAGGAUGCCGGUGUCUACAUGUGCCGUGCUUAUAACGCCGCUGGUGAGGCUGUAUCUUCUACAGCCAUGAAGGUUAAGACCAAGUCCAAUAUUGAUGGUCAGCCUUUGAUCCCGGAGUCUUGGGAGGCGAUUCGCCUUAAGGAGGCUGCCAUGAAUCGUGUACCAGAGAUGUUUGUUGACUCGACGCCCCAACAGGCUCCGGUCUUCACAACCCAUUUGCAGAGCUACGACAAGCUGCACGAGGGUCAGCACGUCCUCUUGGAAGCUCAAGUGGAACCACGCGCGGAUCCUAACCUCCGCAUUGAAUGGUUUAAGAAUGGCAUUUCUCUAACCACUGGCUCCCGAAUUCGCAGUACUUUUGACUUUGGACUGGUUACACUAUCCGUCAAUGGAUUGCGUGCUGAUGACUCUGCUAUUUACACCUGCAAGGCCACCAACCAAGUUGGCGAAGCUGUGUCGACCUCAUCCCUUAAGAUCGAAGAUCGCCACUGGCUUCAGGCCGAGUCUUUGCAUCCAGAUUCGUUGCCUCGCAUUGGAGAGCUUGAGGCGCCCAAAGAGGGACGACCAGAGGCACCAGAGCCAACUUACGAGACUCCUGUGUUUAUUACUCAUCUUAACAACAUUGAGUGCAAGGAGAGCGACAAUGUGCGCUUCGAGUGCAACGUGGAGCCGGCUCGUGAUCCAACCAUGUCCAUCGAGUGGUUCUACAAUGGACAACCGCUGCAGGCCGCUGCCAAAUUUAAGUCCAUCUACGACUUUGGCUACUGCGCUUUGGAUCUGACCAACUCUUAUGCUGAGAACAGUGGUAUCUACACCUGCAAGGCUACCAACAGCAAGGGAUCUGCCACCACCUCUGGCACUCUUAAGUGCACUGGUGGCAAGACCAUGUUCCUAGACACCCAGCAUCCGCAGGGAGAGGCUGGUCUCGAAGCUGUUCAGGAAACCGAGGAGGAGCUGGCCAAUCGCUACACCAGCAAAACGACAAAGCCCGAGACACAGUAUCCACCACCAGUUUGGACAAAGCCACUGCAGGCUGAGUUCCAUUUGUCGGAGGCUCAACCCAUCCAUUUGGAGGCCAACGUGGAGCCCAAGGAGGAUCCCAACCUGUUCAUCGAGUGGUACUUUAACGGCAAAAUGCUGAACCAUGGUUCUCGUUUCAAGAUGACCAGUGAAUUUGGUUUUGUGACCAUGGAUAUGAUCGAGGUUUAUGCGCGCGAUCAGGGUAUCUACACUUGCAAAGCAUAUAACAAGGCUGGAGAGGCCUUUACCUCUACCACCAUCUUCUGUUCAAGCAAGGAGAACAUUAUCGAAUCAACUCAGCACCCGAAGGGCGCCGAAGGUCUUGAGCAAAUCCAGGACCUUGAGGACUCCCUCCGCAAGGACGGCUCUAAGCCAGAACAGCCCGAUCUCGGCAUCCCACCACGCUUCACCACUGAAUUUGUUAAUAUUGCAGACAUUGGUGAGGGUGAAUUGGCGCACUUCGAGGCUAAUCUCAUCCCUGUGGGCGACCAGAGCAUGGUCAUAGAAUGGUUCUACAACGGCAAGGUUCUGGAAGCCAGCCAUCGCGUGCGUACCAUCUACGCUUUUGGCACUGUUGCCCUAGAGGUUCUUGGCACCAAGAUCGAGGACACCGGCACCUACACUUGCCGCGCGACCAACAAGCAUGGAACUGCUGAGAUAAGCUGCAGCCUAGAGUGCGUGGACAAACCGAGGGGCCAAAAGCCGCGCUUCACGUCCCACAUCCAGCCGCUGGAGGGCCUGAAGGACGGACAGUCCGCUCACUUCGAGUGCACUCUGAUCCCAGUCAACGAUCCGGAGCUGAAGGUGGAGUGGUAUCACAAUGGCAAGCUGAUGCGUCACUCCAACCGCAUCAAGACGGUGUCCGAUUUUGGAUACGUCGUUUUGGAUAUUUCCUAUCUGCAGGAUCAUGACAGUGGAGAGUACGUGUGCAGAGCCUGGAACAAGUAUGGUGAGGACUUUACCCGUACCACCCUCAAUUGUGGAGGCCGUGGCGGAGUGUUCUAUGAUAGCUUGCAGCCGGAUUCACUGCAGAGGAUCAGGGAACUCGAGUGCCCACAAGGACAACAGGCAGAUACUUCCGCUCCUCUGGUCGCUGAACCACCCAAGUUCAUCACCCAAAUCGUUGAUGUCACCAAGCUGGUGGAGGGACAAUCCGCUCAUUUCGAGGCACGUUUGACUCCAAUCACAGAUCCUGAUUUGGUGGUGGAAUGGUACUUUAACGGAAAGAAACUACCCCAUGGUCACCGCUUCCGCACCUUCCACGACUUCGGCAUUGUUAUACUGGACAUUCUGUACUGCUACGAAGAGAACUCUGGUGUAUACGAGGCUAGGGCCUAUAACAAGUACGGAGAGGACGUUACGAGGGCUUCGCUCAAGUGCGCCUCGAAGGCAAGCCUCAUUUUGGACUCGCAGCUGCCGCGAGGAAUGGAAGGCGGUUUGGAGAAGAUCGCUAACCUGGAGUACAGCAUGGUCCGCACUCGCGAAGAAACCACCGAAGAGACCAAGGGCAAGGCUCCCGUCUUUACUGUACCGCUGGAAAACAUCGAAAAUCUGCGCGAGGGUGAAAAUGCCCACUUUGAGGCUAGGAUUACCCCGGCCGAUGACCCCAAACUGAAGGUCGAGUGGUACUGGAACGGUCGUCCAUUGAAGGCCGGUUCUCGUUUCCGUACUUUCUGCGACUUUGGCUUUGUCAUUCUGGAGAUUUCUCCCGUGUAUCCCGAGGACUCCGGCGAGUACUCUUGCCGCGCAAUCAACGAGUAUGGUGAGGCGGUGACCACUGCCACCAUGAAGAUCCAGGGUAAGCGCAGCAUCAUCAUGGAAUCUCAGCUGCCCAAGGGCAUGGAGGGAACUAUCGAUCGCAUCGCCGAACUGGAGGGCUUGGGCUCCCGCAGCACCGAGUUUGUACCGGAUGAUGAUACUGGCAAGCCACCAGAGUUUAUCACCUCUCCCUUCGAUAUGGUUAUUGGCGAGAACGCCCUGGCUCACUUCGAAUGCCGUCUCCAGCCGAUCAACGAUCCAUCGAUGCGUGUGGAUUGGUUCCACAAUGGCAAGGCCUUGUGGGCUGGUUCCCGUAUCAAGACCAUCAAUGAUUUUGGCUUCGUAAUUCUCGAAAUCGCUGGUUGCUAUCAACGCGAUUCGGGAUUGUACACUUGCAAGGCCACAAACAAGCAUGGUGAGGCCACAGUCUCUUGCAAAUUGCAGGUCAAGGGUCGCCAGGGCAUCGUUAUGGAGCCCCAGUUGCCCUCUAACUUCCGCACCGGCACUGAGAGUCUGCAGAAACUGGAGGAGACCAUGCAUAAGCGCGAGGAGCUUGUGACUGAAGACGAGCAGCCUAACCCACCUAAAUUCACCGAGGACAUUAAGGACAAUUUGGAUGUUCCCGAGGGUGGUCCAAUCCACUUUGACUGCCGUGUGGAGCCGGUCGGCGAUCCAACCAUGCGCAUUGAGUGGUUCUACAAUGGUCAUGUUAUGGCUACCGGAUCUAGGGUCCAUCAGCUCAACGACUUUGGCUUUAUUGCUUUGGAUGUGGACUACAUCUAUGCUAGGGAUUCAGGCGAGUAUACUUGUCGCGCAACCAACAAGUGGGGCACUGCCACCACCAGCGCAAAGGUCACUUGCAAGGGAAAGCACAAUAUUGUGUACGAGUCGCAGUUGCCAGAGGGCAUGACCUCCGAAAAGUUAAAGGAGCUGGAGCGAGGACGCAUCCCAGAAGCGCCCAAGGUGGUUGAGGAGCAGUUUGGACCACCAAAGUUCACCACACAGAUCACUUCUGUGACUGUCGAUGAAGCCGAAGCCGUGCGAUUUGAGUGCCAGGUGGAACCCAAGACGGAUCCCAGCCUGCGCGUGGAAUGGUACCGAAAUGGCAAGCCAUUGCCUUCCGGACACCGGUAUAGAAAUAUCUUUGACAUGGGCUUUGUUUCCCUGGAUAUUCUGUACGUCUAUGGAGAGGACUCUGGAGAGUACGUGUGCCGUGCAAUUAACAACCACGGCGAGGAUCGCACCAGAGCCACAGUGUCCUGCAAGAAACUUCCUACCAUCUUACUUCAGAACCAAGUGCCUCGUGGCAUGAAGCGUUCAGAUGCUCUCACCCAAAUGGAAGCUACCAUCAAGAAAUAUACAUCCGAAGUCCAUUUGACAGAGGAUGAUCUAUUCGAUCCCGAUCGCAAGCAACCUCCUCGCUUUGUCACGCAGAUUAAGGAGCAGCUUACUCUUACCGAGAUGGCAGUCACCAAAUUCGAAUGCCAGUUGGCUCCAGUGGGAGAUCCCAACAUGAAGGUUGAGUGGUUCUUCAAUGGCAAGCCAUUGCUGCACAAGAAUCGCUUCCAGCCCAUUUACGAUUUUGGUUAUGUGGCAAUGAACUUUGGCUGGGUUUAUCCCGAAGACAGUGGAGAGUACGUAUGCCGUGCCACCAACUUGUAUGGCAAGGACGAGACCCGUGCCUUCAUAAAGGUUUCUGGAAAGCCAGGAAUUGUCUACGAUUCCCAGCUGCCCGCUCACAUGCAGAGCAUUGACCGCAUCCGCGAAAUGGAAGCCUCAUGGCAGGUGGUGCCCGAUGAGGUUGAUCCCGAUGCCAAGCCCAGAACCAAGCCUGUCUUUGUGAGCAAACUGGAGCCUCAGACUGUGGAGGAGGGUGAUCCAGCUAGAUUCUGUGUUCGUGUCACUGGCCACCCACGUCCGAGGGUUAUGUGGCUGAUCAACGGCCACACUGUUGUCCAUGGCUCUCGUUACAAGCUGACCAACGAUGGUAUGUUCCAUCUGGAUGUACCGAAGACACGUCAAUACGAUACUGGAAAGGUAGAGGUGAUUGCUCGCAACUCUGUGGGCGAAUCGAUUGCUACCACUGAACUCAAGGUUGUUGCACGAUCGGACGAUUAUCGUAACGUGCUGAAGAAUUCGCCACGUCCCUGGUACGAUUACGAACUAGCUGCCUAUCAGAAGGAGCGACAGGAAAACGAGUUGGAAAAGGUAUUCGAUGAGCGUAAGCAGGUCCUUUCCGAACAGAGCACACACACCUUGAAGGGCGUGGAGCACCUGAAGCCCAAGCAAUACAAGCCAACCACUCCAGACUGGCAGCAAAAUGUCAAGGCCAAGAAGAGCGAGGAUUACUACAACAAGCUGCAGACUCUGGAAACUGAGCAGCUGCUGAAGGAGACCAACCUGCGAAGGGAUACCCAUCAGUACGCCAUUCCCGGAGAGAAGGUCGUGAGCAGUUCCCAGGCCAAGGGAAUGGCUCAGUCUUAUGAAGAAAAUCUUCAAGAGAAAACCAGCACUACUCAAGUGCAGGCUGCGCCACCCAAGGGUACUGCCCAACCAUCCGAAUCAUCCGUCCAUGGUCGCGAGGUUCAUAUGAACAAGCAGCAGCAGGUGCAGAAGGAGAUCCAGGGUGACCUUGAGAUUACCCGCAAGAUAACCGCCACCGAAACAACCGAGGUUGAGCAUAAGGGAACCAUUCAGGAGCGUGUCGUUCAGGGACCCGUGAAACCGUCCAAGGCUCCGGUCUUCACCAAGAAGAUCCAGCCGUGCCGCGUCUUUGAGAACGAGCAGGCCAAAUUUGAAGUGGAAUUCGACGGAGAGCCCAAUCCAACAGUUAAAUGGUACCGUGAGAGUUUCCCCAUUCAGAACUCUCCGGAUCUGCAGAUCCACACCUUUAGCGGCAAGUCGAUUCUGAUUAUCCGCCAGGUGUUCGUCGAGGACUCCGCGGUCUUCUCGUGUGUUGCCGAAAACCGUGGAGGCACUGCAAAGUGCAGUGCCAAUCUUGUGGUCGAGGAACGUCGUCGCGCCGGAAAGGGUGGCAUUCAGCCGCCUAGCUUUGUGACCACCAUUCAGAGCACCACGGUGGCCACCGGUCAGUUGGCUCGCUUCGAUGCCAAGGUUACGGGCACUCGGCCACUGGAUGUUUACUGGCUUAAGAAUGGCAUGAAGAUUCAGCCUAGCAUCAAGUUCAAGAUGCUGGAGGAGGACAGUGUUCACACUCUGCUUAUUAUCGAACCGUUCGCCGAGGAUUCCGGUCGCUAUGAGUGUGUGGCCGUCAAUGCCGCUGGAGAGGCCCGCUGCGAUGGUGACUGCAUUGUGCAGUCGCCCAGCAAACCGGAGAAACCAACAACUCCGGGCAGCGAGAAGGCACCACACAUUGUGGAGCAGCUAAAGAGCCAGUCCGUGGAGGAGGGAAGCAAGGUUAUCUUCCGCUGUCGAGUGGAUGGCAAGCCCACUCCCACCGCCCGCUGGAUGCGUGGCGAGAACUUUGUGAAACCAUCACGCUACUUCCAGAUGAGCCGGCAAGGCGAGUACUACCAGCUGGUCAUUUCGGAGGCCUUCCCCGAGGACGAGGGCACCUACAAGUGUGUGGCUGAGAACAAACUGGGCAGCAUUCAGACCAGCGCCCAGCUUAAGGUUCGCCCAAUCGAGAACCUAGACGCCCCGCCCACUAUCACAGCCCUUAAGGAUGUCUCCGUCACCGAGGGCAUGCCCGCUCAGUUUAAGACGACGGUGACCGGCAAAGUGAAAGCCACCAGUGUCCAAUGGUUCCGCGAGGGUCAGCUGAUUCCCGAAACCCCGGAUUUCCAGAUGAUCUUCGAUGGCAACAGCGCUGUACUCCUGAUUGGCACCACCUACGAGGAGGAUUCGGGCAUCUUUACUGUGCGCGUAACCUCGUCCACCGGCCAGGUCGAAUCCUCAGCCAAACUGACUGUUAAAAAACGACGCAUCUCGGCCUUUCAAUUGCGAACGAUUGAUUCCGCCGAGGAUGAGUCCUCUUCCUCUGGCCGGGAGGACAGUGCCCCCGAGUCGCCACACGCUUUCCAACCUGGCCAGCAACCCGGCCAGCAGUUUGGUCAAUUCCUGGGCGUCAACGGGCAGGGUCAGCAUCAGGGAAGGUCGCGGCAGAAGAAACCCAAGGUACGCAGCAAGUCCCUGCAGCCGGCUACAAAGGUGAUACCAUGGCGCAAGUCAUCGCGUCCCACUCGAGGACGUUCCCUGGAUAAGGGUGUCUUCCUGCCAGGCUUCAAGCCUGAGCCUGUUAAGUCUUGGACUGAGGAGACUAUUAGCCUAAAGGCUACGCCGAUUGAAAAGAAGAAGCCCGCACCAAAACUAGAGGCAGCUAAGGUUGUACUGAAGUCCAUCAAGACCGAACGUGAUCAGGGCAUCAUGAGUCUCGGCGCUACCCUGGAGCAGAUCAUUGCUGGAAAAACCGAGAAGGAAGCGAUUCCUUGGAUCACUAUGCGUGAAAAACUUAAGGCAGUCGAAAGUGUUCAGCAAGAGCUUAACAAAUUCGAUAUAGAUGAGGUCUAUCUGCAACCCCUUGAAGGCCAAAUUGAAACAGAAGGGCAGCUGCCACAGCAGGCUCAGGUGGAACAGGUGCAGCGCACCAAGGAAAUCCAGCGCCUGAAGAGCAUGGAAAGCGUUGAGAUUAUGGAGAUGACCGACCAGAUCGAUAAGCUGAUUACCCAGCAGCAAAACGCUAAAGAUCUCAUUCCCUGGAAGGAGAUGCGCCAGCAGCUUAAGAGUGUCCAACGGGUUACCAAGCAGAUCGACAAGUUCAAGAUUGAGGAAGUCGAGCUCCGUCACCUACAGGCUCAACAAGCCAUUACGGAGGAGUAUCAAACAGGAACAGCCGAGGAGACUGUCGUCAUGAUUGAUGAGAGCUCCAAGAGCUCGAUCUCUAAAGUAAUGCGUCGCGAUGAACUGCAGCAGUAUGAAGACCAGUCAAAUAUCUACAAGCAGCAGUUUAUCACCACUGAGGAUGUAAACAUUAUGCAUGUUUCGGAGCGCGAGAAGCUGGAAGCCCAGAGGUUGAUACGCGAACAGCAGGCUGUAAAUUGGCGCCAACAGCAACAGCGCCCUCAGUUGCAGCCCCUGACUUCAGUUGAGGAUACAGUAAUCUCUCAGACUUCCGAGAGACAAAAGUUGGUGCAACAGCAGAGCAUCAUCGAAGAGGCUCAGCGUCAGCAGUUUGUGCAGGUUGAGGACUCCCAGAUGAUGAGCCUGGAGCAGUAUGAGCACCAAAAGAUGAUAAACCAGCGCACCCAACAAGAAGCGUUUAGCUGGCGGCAGCCACGUGAACCCCAGAAGUUUAUUCAGGUGGAGGACUCCUCGCUGCUGCAUUUACAGGAACGUCAGGAUACGCAGGAACAGCAGCUGCUGCAACAACAGCCUGUAAUGUGGGAUCGUGGCAGAAAGAAGCCCGACCAACCGCAAUAUGUGCAGCCCCAGGCGGCGCCUGUUCAAGAAGAAUACGUGGAGAAGCCAAAAACGUAUGAGGAAAUGCACGACGAACUGGUUGAACCAACUCCGGUUCAACAACCUCAACCGGUACCAGUUAUGUGGGAGCGAGGCAAGAAGAAACCCCAACCCCUGGAGAAGACCUUCGAGGAGGCGCACGACGAGUUAGUUGAACCUACUCCUGUCCAGCAGCCGGAGCCCGUCCCAGUCAUGUGGGAACGCGGCAAGAAGAAGGUAGCUCAGCAGGAGUCUGUUUUAUCCCAGGAAAUGGUGCAAAGUUCUCAGGUAGUCGAACAGCAAAUCGUUGAGGAAACAAAGAAAACUGCCGUUAGACGAGUGAUUCCACCAAGAGAGCCAGAGCAGAAGGUGGAGCAGGUUACCUUGAAGCCAACACCCCGCCCACGUCCUAAGGAGGCUCUGAAGGCUGAGGAAAUCCAAUUGAAACCCUUGAAAAGCACCAGACCCGUACCACAACAAGCGGAGCCGGAACAGAAAGCCUAUGAAGAAGCCACGGAUGAGUUGCCUGAAGAACCACUACCUCAAGUACAGGAUCAACCGCAGCCUGUCAUGUGGGAGCGAGGCAAAAAGAAGCCCCAACAACCCACUGAGCAAGUGCCCGAGAUUCCGAAAACUCUUGAGGUUGCAGUCGACACGCUAGAGGAGGAAGUGCCUAAGCCAACAGAACCGCAACCACAACCUGUAUUGUGGGCGCGUGGCCAGAAGAAACCUCAAAAGGCUGAUGAGCAAAAGCCGGAGCUUCCAAAGAGUCUGGAGAUUGCCGUCGACACUAUAGAGGAGGAUCUUAUCAAGCCCGUUCAACCUGAGCCACAACCUGUUCUAUGGGAACGCGGCAAGAAGAAGAAACCGCAACCUCAAGACGUAGUUGAGAAGAUGGAUGAAGCUCCGACCAAGACAUACGAAGAAGCAGUCGAUGUUUUAUCCGAGGAACCUAAGGUGGAGGAGAAGGCAGAGCCUGUCUUAUGGCAGCGUGGUAAGAAGAAGAUUCCCAAGCCGGAGUCCAUUGAAGAAGUGCAUCCUGAUGAGGUAGAUGCCCAAAUAGAGAAGGUAGUUAGGGAAGAUGUAGUUAUUGUCGAAGAAAAACGCCGAAUCAAGAAAGCCAAAAAGCCUAGGUCCACGAAAGAAGUAUCCGAGGAGUUGUUUGAAGAACACCCGGAAGAGGAAAUAGCUCCAGAAGAGGAAGUGCCGCAGGAAGAAGUGAUUGAAGAACUUGAGGAGAUUGUUGAAGAAAAACGUAAACUCAAGAAAAUUAAAAAACCUAAGCUAAAACAGGAGGUGACCGAAGAGGAAAAACCUGAUGAAGAGGUAAUCGAAGAGUCUGAGGAAGUGGUUCAAGAACAGGAAGAGAUUGUUGAAGAAAAGAAAAAGGUCAAGAAGGUUAAGAAACCCAAGACUGUCGCGGAGAAAGAACUCGAAGAAGAAAUCCCAGUGGAGGAGACUGUUAAAGAGGUAGAAACUGCUGACGUUGUUGUCGAAGAGAGCAAACAGGUUAAAAAGGUAAAGAAACCAACUCGAACAGUUGAAAAGACUGAUGUUGAGGAUCUGCCAGUAGAGGAAGUUCCAAAAGAUGAGCCCGUCGAGGAGCAGGAGGAGAUCGUUGCCCAAGAAGAAAUCCAGGAGCAAAAGCGAAAGGUCAAAAUGGCAAAGAAGAUCAAGAAGUCUAUAGAAAAGACCGAAGUUGAAGAAGACCAACCAGAAGAGGAUACUCCCCAAGAAGAAGUAAUUGAGGAGCAGAAAGAAAUAAUAGAAACUGUUCCCGAAAAACCCAAAAAGCCUAAGCCAGCGCCCGAAGAGGAAAAGGUUGAGCAAGUCGAAAAGAUUUCACUGAAACCUGCGCCAAGAAAACAACGUCCUCUGCCCGAAAAAGAACAAGUGGAGGAGGUCGUGCUUAAGCCCGUGAAAAAGAUUGCUGCUGUCUCGGAACCAGAACAACCCGAAACACCUGAAACCGAAUUUGACGUGAAAGAGUUUGCCAUCACCACUCAAGAGGAUAUAGUGGAUGUAACAAAGAAGCGAGUUAAAAAGAAAAAGCCAAAAACCAAGGUUGCCGCCGAAGAAUCAACUGAAGAACCGGCUGAAGAAACUGAAGAGUUUGAAGAAGAUGAAACACAGCCGGAAGAAGUGCAACCAGUUGAGGAAGUUCCGGAGGAGCAACCAGUAGCGGAAGUUGUUGACGAACCAAAAACGGCACCCAAGCCGAAGCCCAGAAAAGAAGAAAUCAUCGAAAAGGUUGAAGAAGUUGCUCUUAAGCGUGUUACUCGGCCAAAGAAAGAGCUACCUCAAGAGGCGGCUAUCGAGGAAGUGCGAUUGAAGCCUACUCAACGCACUUCUAUCAAGCCCGAGGAAGUCAAACUAGAGGAAGUGGACUUGCAGCAUGUGGAGAAAAAAGAAGAUGAAAUCGUUCAGGAAGAGAAACGAAAGACCCGGAAGGUUAAGAAGCCGAAACACGAAGACCUGCCGGAAAUUCCCGAUGCUGAGCCAACGCAACUGGAAGAGGCUGAACACAUUGAUCUUGAGAAGCAGCCAAAGCCCGAAGAAGACCAGCCUCAGGUGCCAUGGAAGAGAGGUGAAAAGAAACAGCCUGUUGAGGAAGUCAUGGAGGAAAAGAAAUGGCCAUCUGGCAAACGCCGUCCACUGCCUGAACAGCAGCCGGAGGAAGUUCAAUUAAAGCCAAUUCCAUCUAAGCCAAUUGAAGAACCGAAAAAGCCAGAAAAGGCCAUACCUGGCCCGAAACUUGUGCCAGAAGAAAAACCGGAAAGCGAAGAGGAGGAACUGGAACUUGAACCGCUUAAGCUGCCUGAAGAUAAGCAGGUAAAAGAGCCUAAGGCUAAGAAGGAGAAGAAGAAGAAGCCCAAGCUGAAGAAGGCCACACCAUCCGUAGAUGAGGUGUCCGAGGAAGUGGCUGAGCCCUUCGACGAGCCGAUUGCGGAGGAAGAUGAAGUGGAAGAGAUGCCAGUGGACGAUGUCAAGGUCGUAGCAGUGUCGGAAGAUGUGCUGCCUGAAGAGGAAGUUGUGCCCACAGAGGAGACUCCUGAGGCAAAGCAGAAGGCGCACAAGAAGCGCACGAAGCGACUAAAGGAGGCCUCCGUGGAAGGUCAACCUCAGCUGCUGGAAGCGGCCAUUGCUGAAAUCGAAAAGGUGGAUGAAAUAUCCCAGGAGAUCUCACAAAAGACUAUUACCCUACUCAAGAAGACUGAAGACACAAGACCUCAAUUCAUAACGACUGAACAGCUUAUUGAGCUGGAUGUGGAGGACGUACGACGCGACCUGGAAAUGAAGGUCACAUCGAACAUCAUUAAGAAGGAGAAGCGUCGAGUGGUGCUGGACGACAGUCAACCGUUGCCUGAGCUGGAGUUGAUUACUCAGAAACGAAUUCAAGAAGGCAUCGACAAGUUGGCCGAUGAGGAGCUCAUUGAGGACCAGCAGCUUACCCAAAACCAGCAGGAGACGACUACCUCUGAGGUAAUCGGUCAGGAGCGCAAGCUUGUCAAGAAGAAGAAGAAGGAGAUUAAGCCUCCCAGGAUCACCGAGAAAUUGCGCCCACGCCAAUGCGUUCCCGAGGAACCCACCGUGCUAGAGUGCAAAGUGGAAGGAGUUCCAUUCCCGGAAAUCAAAUGGUACUUCAACGAUAUUCUCCUUUUUGCCUCUGAGAAGUACGAGAUCACUGUCAUGGAGCAAGUGGCGAAGCUUAAGAUUGCCAAGGUUACUCCCAGUGAUGUCGGCGUCUACACAUGCGAGGCCAAGAACGAGGCUGGAGUGGCAACAAGUCGUACCAACAUUAUUUUAGAAAAAGAACAAGGAGUGCCCCCACAGUUUACAAAACCACUUAAGAUUGAGUUUACUGAGGAGAAGCAACCCGAGCGGCUUAAGGUUACGGUGACUUGUCAAGUGACAGGAAAGCCAAGUCCUCAGGUCAAAUGGUAUAGAGGAAUUGAAGAAGUUAUACCCAGCGAAACCGUUCAAAUGUUCUAUGACGAAAAAACCGGCGAUGUGGCUCUGGAGGUUAUCAACCCGACACCCAAUGAAGCAGUUGUCUACUCUGUGCAGGCGCAGAAUCAGUUUGGACGCGCCAUUGGCAAUGCGAAUAUCCUAAGUCGAGUCGAUGAAGUUCUCCGGGAGAUACUGAAGGCUCCUACCGUAACUCCACUGAAUGCUGUUGUUGUACCCACUGGUGGUACACUCUUCUUUGAAGCGAAAUACGAUGGCCUGCCUAGGCCGGAAAUAAAAUGGAUGCGCAAUGGUCGCGAGGUUAUCGAGAAUGAGGAGACCAUCAUAGAAACUACAGAGACAACCACCACAAUAAAAGUGGUCAAUAUGACUCGCAAACGUACUGGCAAAUAUGAAGUGUGGGCAAAGAACAAGGUGGGUGAAGCCAAGUCCUCUGGAUCAGUGGUGGUUUCAGAUCAAAAGCCCGACGAGCAAAUUAGGCCACCAAGGUUUAUUCAGCCCCUGGAGCCCAAAUACUUUGGCGAGCACGAAGUGGCCAUUAUCGAAGCGAUUGUGGACUCUGAGCCUUUAUCGUCCUUCCAAUGGUUUGUGCACAACGAGCCGAUUAAGAGUUCAAACGAAGUGCGUAUUGUUAGCCAGGCCAACAAGUCAACGUUGCUGAUUGAAAAUUUCCAAAGCAAGUUUGUUGGGCCUUUUACUUGCCGCGCCGAGAAUGUUGGUGGAUCGGUAACGUCAACAGCCACCGUUAACCUACUUGAAUCUUUGCCACAAGAGGUGGCCGAAGAAUUUGAGUCGCCGCGCUUUGUUGAGGAACUCAUUCAACCCGUGGAGGUUAUGGAUGGCGAGGCAUUGCUGCUGACCUGUCAAGUAACAGGAAAGCCCACUCCAAAGGUGGAGUGGUACCACAAUGCGGAGAAGAUCACUGAGAACAAGGAAACUACGAUAUCGCAAGACUUGCAAGGCGUUUGCCAGCUGCAGAUUACGGAAGUUUUCCCCGAAAACGAGGGCCAAUACGAGUGCGUGGCUACAAAUAAAAUUGGCAAGAGCGUUAGCAAGACAAACGUUAAAAUACAAGCAUUUGAAUAUAUCCCCGAUUCUGAAAUCACUGGACUCACAGGAUCUGAGGAGGAUCUACUAGAUAGAACCCUCUCAAUCGACGAACAAGCUCCGAAAAUUAUUAAAAAACUACCGGAGAAAAUCGAGCCAAAAGAAGGCGAGCAAGCGAAGCUGGAGGUUAAGGUCGUUGGAAAACCGAAACCGAAGGUCAAAUGGCUGCGAGACGACGAGCAGAUAUUCGCCUCCGAGGAAUAUCAGAUCGAAAAUUUCGAAGACGGCACCUCAGUGUUGGUCAUUAACCACGUUUAUCCCGAUGAUUUGGGUACAAUUAGUUUCGAGGCAUACAAUCCACUCGGUGUGGCAGUGACUACGGCGCUCUUUGCGGUCGAAGGCAUCGUUGGUUCGAAGGAUUACCGCAAGCCGGAAUGGGUGUCUCAAAUGGAGGAGAUGCAGGUGGCUCUCAAAGAAACAGCAACCACUAAAGUGAAAAAACAAUUCAAAAACCAAGAACCAGAACAUGUGCAAAAUGUAGAACAACAACAAGAACAAGUGGAAAUUCAGGCUCAGACUAAACAAAUUGUGCAAAUGAACACUAAAAUCAAAAAGCAUAGAAAACACAUACGACAAGAACAGGAUGUUUCGGAGUCAACAAUUCAAUUCGAACAAAAAGAAAGACUGGCUCACGAAACUAGCGCGGGUUCACCACAGGCAGAAACUCUUGAGCAAAUUGAAGAGUCUCUCCCCACAUACGAAACACUACCCAUACAAAAUCUUUCUACAGACACUCUUGAAACCGUUGCAGUUGCAGUCACCACAGAACUUUCUACUCCAAGCCCAAUUGCGGCUCGGGUACAGGAGGAUUUAUUACCUCAAAAGGUAUUGGCCAUCAAAGAGGAGGUUUUACCACUCGAUGAGUUUGGCUUGCGAAAAGAAUCUCCCAGACCCGAAGAAAACAAGCUUACCGAAAAUAUGGAAGUAAGGCUAAAGCAUGCUCUUAAUGUGUCACAAGCAAAGACGGCUGAGUCUCCAAGGGAAUUGCCUUCCAAAAUACCGAAAUCCGUUAAAGCUCAGCGGAAGAUGAGAGAGUCACGUUCUUUGGUAGUUGAAGCUCUGAACGCCGAAGAAGCAAUCGAGGAUCUAAAGCAACUGAAGGCCGUUUCACAAAAGGUACAUGGCGACAUAUUAUUUUCUCAUGAGAUAACCGAGGAACAGCCCCAUGCACUGGAGACCAUUGAGAAGCUAAAGCCCACCACUGCCAUUGAGGACACCGUUCAGCAGAAACUACUGAACCAGGACGAGCUUAUUAUCGCGGAGGUCAUAGCCUCCGAAACUGUGGGAAGGGGUGUCACUGAUGUUAGGCCACCGGGUGAAAACAUUUCCCCUCGAGUUACCCCCAACUUGAGCCUUUGCAUUACCGAGUGCCAACCAGAGGAUUCUUUAGGAGAGAUGCAUCAAGCUGCUAAGGGUCGUCUGGAGACAUCUUCGACGUCGGUAACUGAAUCCAAAGCAGUUGGUGGACAGGAACUUGACGUUUUUGAGAGCGUCGACCAUAUCCCAUUUAUAACUCAGCCGACCAAGGGCUUGGCUAAUUCUACCAUUAAAGCCGAGGAUGUUUCAGUUCAGGUGCAAGAAAUUACAACAUUUGAGAGUUUGGAAAGAGAAGCGGUUACCCAGAAACGGGCUGCCGAAAGUAAUGCAAUGGAAUUGUUCGAGUUAGCUGAGGGUUUAGUCAGUAUCACCGCAGAUUCGCAUAGUCCAAUAGCCGAGGAUUUGCCUAUUUUUGAGAAAGCUGUAAAAGAAGCCACUAUAGAUAUGCAAACGCAGCACCACGUCACAACUCUCGAGACUGUUUCAAAUGAAAAUGCAGUAAAUGACUUAAAAGCUGGUGAUAUUCCGAAAAUGGCUGAGGGCACGUUGGGGCAAUCUAAUGCGUUAACUAUUGGGGAAACGCAACAGAUGAACUUUGUAGAAACGGCAGUUGAACUCAUCGAACCAAAUGUUGAAUCAACAAAACCAGCUAAGGGCGCAUUAACAGAGGCAUAUGGCACCGCCGAGAGUAACGAAGAAACCCUCCUCGAAUCACUCGGUUUGGUACCAGACGACAACCGCAAGAUUGCACAAGGGAAAGUGAAUAUUAGUGAAGGGGAGUAUGUGGCAAAAGUUCAGACCACGACAGUGACUGACACAGAGGAAGAAAUUAUUUCCGUAGCUCCAAAACUCGUGGAUGCCAAAUUCGAUUUCAUUGAGCAAUCUGCGUUGGAGAUUAAACAGAACACAAUAGCGGAAAAGGAGGAGAAUCUAUUUUCCGAUAAAGAACUGUCACCACAAUUAGCUAUUACAAAUAUGUUCCCUGCAGAGCUUAAGGUUACAAGCAUAUACGAAGUUCAACUAGGAGUGACAUCGAGUGAUAUUAUCACGGAGGAAACGAAGCCUGCAUCUGCAAAUCAAGUCUUUGAGACGAUGUCGAUUGGAGUUGCUAGCAAGCCAGAUAUGUUAGAGAGUAUUAGUCACAUUGAUGCCUUUCAACAUCCUGAGCUCAAAACGGGGGCCACAAUUCUGGAUGAAAACCAACAACCUUUGGAAGUAACCAACGUGCAUAUAUCCGAGACAAGUACGGAUAUUACUGAUGUCUUUCCUAUUCAAAAGCUUACCAAUGCCGAAGCUGUCACCGAUACGUUUAAAUAUGCUGAGGGCUUAAUUGUAAUUUCGAUCGAGUCGACAAGCGACAAAGCCGAAGACACCAAACCGACGGCGGUAAUUGCAGAUAUAAGCAUGCAACAACAAUUUGGAACAGUUGUUAGAGAACAGGAGCCCCUAGAAAGCACUGAAACUCACAAGGAGGAUCUAAAGCCUCAGAUGCAAACAACAGAAAGCGAGUUUGGUUUGCUGCAAUCUCUGGAAACCAGCUCAUGUGUAACUUUAGAGGGAGAAAGCAUUCUAUCAGUUAAAGAGCCCCAUCCUAUUCAAAGCGCGGCUAUUGGAACCUCGUCAGCUCUGCAAGUGGCUAACAUUAUGAGGCCCCAGCACAUGGAAACUUUGGAGGGGCUAGAUGAACAGAAGGUGCCUUUGUAUCAGGCAGAUAUUAAUAUUGGGGAAAUCACUUUACCAAACGUUGAAAAAAUCGCUUCGUUUGAUGUCCUAAGCGAUUUGCAUACACCAGGUUACACAAAAUCAUCUGUAAGUGGAGUACAGUUAAUUGAAAGCACAACAUCUUUAAAAACGACAACAGCGGUUGUAAGUGAAAGAACAGAAGAAUUAAAGGACCUAAAGCUUUUCCAGCCAGUACAUAUUAAGCCUAGGCCUUAUGAGUCUGAACAGAAAAUCUCUGCUUCCGAGGAGACAAAUGUUCUAGAACAUGUUUCGAGCUUUAACACGGAAUUACCCACAUUGGAAACAAUUCAAACUUCAAUUAAAAGUUUGCACGAGAUAAACGUCAGAGAGACAGAUAUUUUAGAGAAAGAGGAAUCCCUUAAAGAUAUUGCUCAAAUAAGUGGCCAUCUGGUUAAAAUUGUAUUGGACUCCACGGCGGGCAUCGCACAAGUUCGACAAGAAGAAACACUAGAGCAAGAGGAGGAUCUUAAAGUUCCCUCAUUACUAUCGGAAAAGGCAAUACCUGCUUCUUCAGAGUUACUUCGGUUGCCUUUAACUGAAUACGUGCAAGCACAACAAGGUAUCGGUGAUAUGGUGGACUUCAAAAUUUCAAACAAAUGUGCAUCUCCUAAAAUUGAUCAUUUAUAUGAAACAAAGUCAUCUGAAACGAUUGUGUACGACUCCUCUACAAAAUCAGUUGAUUCUUCGUUCCCAGCUGGCAUAGUGCCUCAAAAAUCUCUGGUUCCCUAUCGGCAUACAAUGAUGGCAGAAAACAUUGCUUUUGAUGCAUCAGAAAAUUUGGAAAUCUUAUCUGCCGAUCAACAAAUCGCAACAAAUGUGCAGGACAGGCUAAGUCAAUCGAUAAUCGCAGAGGAUCAAAGUACCUUCGAGUCAGAACAAAAUCUGGGUCUCGAAACUACCCCCACCCAAAAAGCCAAACUUUUAAAAGAUGAUCGAAAUGUCCAUGCAACACUCGUGGACGAAGCCACAGUAUAUGAAGCCAUGGGACAGGAACAAAAAGUAGAUAAAUAUAACAUACAGCAAGCGGAGAUCUCUCAAGAUCUACCUCAUGUUUAUUUAACUGAUCUGCAACAAGCUUUUGAAGCAGAAAAAGAACUAAAAAGCCGUAAGCAAUCUUAUGUAGCAGCAACAACAGAUAUUAUUCCAUCGCGGCUUGGUUUAGCCAUGACUACAAAGACGCACCCUGCUGAAGGAACUGAUGUUCUGUUAAGUUUGCCUCCAAACGCAACACUUGCGCAGACAAACUAUGAAGAAACAAAACAUGAAGUACAUGUCAGCGAAACCCAAGCGAUGGAGAAAUCCGAAGAACUUACAGAUGCACGUUUGCUUCCUAUAUCCGCUGUCGAGUCGAUUGACAUUAUGUUCAAGGUGAUAUCAGAUUCUCAUCAACCACCAGUUUUCCAUAAGGAGUUAUCAAUAACGACUGCAUCUCCUUUGGAGGCCAAAGCAAAAUCAUCUUUGAAUCUACUUCAAGGCGCCACCACACUCGAUGUUAUUCCCUUAGAAUCAUCCGUACAUAUUAAGGAUACUCAUUUCGCUGUGCAAAAGGCGCAAGAGGAAUAUGUCACUCAGGUGGAGUCAAAUAAAGUUCAAGUUCAAUUGGAUAACCUAGUUAUGCAUAAGGAAGAUAUUUUUGAAAAAGCCGAAAUGGAGAAUAUUGCUAAACCAAUUACUGAAGGCACGCAGCAGGAAACAGUUGUUACUGAAGUGGUGCCAAUAGAUAAUGUGGGUGGUAUUCAUUCAGCCCCAGAGCCGUCUACAUUUUUAGCCACCUUCACAUCUACCGAUACAAUCAAACAAUCGCACAUUAUAGAUGCACAAGUUCCUUUAGAAAUGGAAGGUGAAGUUAAAGCUGUAUACGACAACAUUGCUCAAGCCAAGGUCAAAUCAGCUGAUGUCCAAGUACAUACAAACGUGUCUGAAGUCAAUGCUUACGAACAAACUAAAGCUAUUCAAGAUCAAAACAAGGAAGGCUUAUUUGUUACAGUAUCAACGGAUUCCGAUAUAAGCAAUGCCCAUUUGACAACAAUACACUCGACAUUCGUAAAAGAGGACAUCCUACCCAAACCUAACAUUCUUCAGGAUACAGCUGAAGCUGCUAAUGUUGAACUUCAAUCUUUGGUAACCGAGGAAGUUGUAAGCGUAAGGUCUAUCCAAGAAACAUAUGAACUUCAAAUUCCAAUGGAAGAAACAGCUAACGUUACUCAGCAAACUCCACAAAACUCAGUAAAUGUUUGUCAGCAACUUGCUUAUGAACAAACUCCUGAUAUAGCGUUUGAGCCGCACGUAUUAACGCGUGCAACCUCUAGCUCUGUAAAGACAGAUCUUGAGCCAACCGAAAACGAAACCGUUUAUAUUUAUGAAAACAUUGAAGGGCAUGGUGAUUUUAUGCCGGAUACCGCAAACCUCACUUCAAAUUUGGAAUCAGAAUUGGUAGUUUCGAUAGUGGAAGAGGUGACUUCGGUACCAUCUUUGGGUAGCCUUGCAACGGUCGAACCCCAAGAGCUAAAAUCAGUGUCAGUUACAAAAUUAUCCAAAAACUUGACGUACACCGAGGAAAUUGCCUUUAAAGGUUUUAGCCCACAUGCACAGGUUACUGAAGAAGAAGAUAAAUUAAUUAACACUCAGGGAGAAGCAGAAGAAUACUUUGAAAAUAAAACUUCAGUCACAACAGAACAACCCACCAAGUGUAUUGCAGCAUCCAGUCAGAUUUGUACAAAGCCAACCAUAACAGAAGGAACCUUAGAAAAUGCUUUACAAACAUCACAAUUUGCAUCAGAGUCGAUUCUGGAAAUUUCACCACUGAUUUCCCAAAAUGCACACUUUGAAACAAGAACACACGAAGAAGCAUAUUCAAUGACCACUGAGUUACAAGCACCAAAACACGCUUUAGGAGAUGACAUUGAUAGUACUCAAAAGAAAAUAAUGCAGGAUGUUCAAAAGUUUAAAAAUUUUGCGACAGACCAAAUGGUAAAAGUCGAAAAGGUGGAUAAACCAAAGGCCGAUAACACAGAAACGGAACACCCAGUUUACAUUACGACAUUUAAGUCUGUACAACACGAAGAUGGAGAAACAACCAUACAAACUGAAAACAAGCGAAUUUCUCAGGAGGAAGGCAUCGUUGUUGAGGAAGUCCUCAGCGAUACAGAACUCAUUCCAGAAGACAAAACACAAUUACACCUUGAAAUAACCGAAGUCAGCGAACCAACAGACCAAUACUACAAAGAGUACACUAUCACUGAACCUGAAGAGGCAAGUGCAGACGCCAUACAAAAACCAACUAAAGACAAUACACCAAAACAGAAAAAGACACUAGAAACUCCAAUUGAGGAAGUUGACGAAACUGUUAUAGUUGAAGAGGGUACAGGGGAACAGACUAACCAGACUACGAAACGAAAACCAAAAAAGGUUAAGGGUAACGUACAGGUAGAGGUUGUUGAUGAGAAACCAAGUGAAAAGAAGGAAAAGGCAAAGAAAAAGAAAGUGGUCAAAACAAAACGAGAUGAAAUGGAUGACUACAUACAAUUUCUCAUACACCAAGAAAUCCCAAAGACUGUUAUUCAACCGUAUCGUCGCACCGAAAUGGAACUUCCUCAAAGAGCACGUCGUGACUCAUCCUUUAAACAGCCAGUCAAGCUUACUCCAAUGAAAAUUGAGAAAGUCGAGAUUAAAAAACCCAAAAUGGUUGAAAUAAGUUCGGUAGUGGAAUUCCCACAAAUGCUCAAACUUAAAGCCCCUAAACAACGUCCACAGGAAGAGAAAAAGAAGAAGAAUGAAGCUUCAUUCAAAAACAAAAAAUUGAAGAGUUGGAUCAGAUUUGUACCAUAUGCGCCAUACUGUUUCCCAUAUGUAGUUACUGAAUUAGACACUAUCCGCGAAGUAGGAGAACUUUCACGAAAUGUUGCCGAAGCAGAAGAGGUAUUGAAAUUGCGUCCAAGGAAAUUUAAGCAUUCAAAGCCCGAAAAGGCUGAACUUGAAGAAGCCGAUCUAGAGGCAUUUGAAUCUGAUCAUUCCGAAAAAUCUAACAAGGAACUAUUACACCCGAAAUACAAACGCUCCAAAAAGCAAAAGAGCGAAACUCCGGAUGAAUCAAGGAAACUUAAGCUUGGAAAGGGUAAAAUUCCACAAAAUGAGGAAGCAUCUGAGGAAGUUAAUUUGAAACCAGUUAAGCCUGAUAUCGCAGAGAUUACAGAUGGUGGAAAGCCUGUUAAGUCACAGGAAAAUGAAGUUGUCGAGAAGAAGAAGACCAAAAAGAGCACCAGGCUUGAAGAAGGACUUCAACUGGAACCCAUUGAAUUUAAAGAGAUGGAGGGAACCUCUGAGAUCACAGAAGAAUCCGACACAUCUAUGUCUGUAGAUACUACCACACAGGAGAAACCUAUAUAUAAAAAGAAAAAGAAGGUGACUCCUAGUACAAAGGGAAACCAGUUCGAAAUAUUACCAGGGGAACCAAGGGAACUUGAAGAAAGCCCAGAAGAUGACCUUAAUCUGCGCAAAAGACAAGGUGAAAGGCCUGAUAAUGAAAUGACAGAUAUCAAGCUCAAACCAUAUUAUAAGUUCAAAGUGCUUGAUCUGGAACCUGAAGGCGACCAAGCUGAAACAGUACCUUUUAUUGAAUUAAUAGCAAAAGAACCCAAGAAAAAACGAAAGAUAAAGGUUAAGACGGAACAAGAAGAUAACACCAUUGAAAUCGUACCACUUUCUCCUGUGGAUAAGGAUGAACCAAUCUUUGAAAUUACAGUCACAAGCUCAGAAACUCCUCAAGAGGACGCAAAAUCCAACAAAAUUGCUAAGAAAAAGGUAAAGCGCAUGAAUAAACAGGAAUUGGAUGAUUUUGUUACACAGUUACAAGAGGAGCCAAAUCAGAAGGUCUAUGAGACUAGCAUGUCUGAUUUCUAUGAGGUAAAGUUGACCGAAUUGCCGUCAGAGUCGGACGAAGAUAAGCCUAAGAAACGCAGGUUAAAACAUGAAAAGGGCGAUGAAGUGCAAGUUUUGGAAAUUGUUGAAGGCCUGGUGGCUCUCGGUGAAGAGCCUUUCUAUGAAAUAACUGUAAUAUCUAGUGAAAAUACUGGAGAAGAAAGUGAAGAGAUAUCAACUGAUAAGAUCAAAAAGAAAUCUAGGAAAAUUAAAAAGGAUGAGCUCGAUGCCUAUAUACAGCAGUUGAUCAAUGCCGAAAUCCCAGUAACAGAACUAGAAAAAUAUGAAAAAAUCGAUGUAGAUGGUAAGGCGAAAAAACCUAAAAAGCAAAAGCCAAAGCCAAAGAAAGCAUUGAUUGAUGAAGGCGAAACUCUUCAAGUUGAAGUCACAGAGCAUGAGCCAACCAAAAAAUCAAAAACAAAAAGACCGGAGUUAAAGAAAACUGUAAUAGAUAAAGAAUUGGAUGAGCACGAAGCUGUUCCAGAACACGAUGAGUUCCUUAUCAACAAGAUUGAGUCGGAACGUCCUCAAGAUGAAAAUAUUAAAGAAACAGAAAUAGAAAUCUUGCCGGUCGUAGAUAAAGUCUUGGCAGAUUUAAGUGAUUGCCUACCUUUUGUGGUUGUUGAGAAAGAUUUCAAGAAUAUGCCAUUGGAGCAUGAUGAACUUCCUUUGGAAGAUGAGAAAAUACUAAGAAAACGAAAGGUCAGAGCUAGAAAGGACUCCAAAUUAUACGAAAUCGAAAUAAUUGAAACCGAAAAACUAGGUGACAAGCCUGAUGAAGCGAAGGUUAUAGUUAUAACGACAGAAAUUUCUGGUGAUACCAUCGACGCACCCGCUUCAUCUACUACUGAGGCACCGAAAAAAUCUGUCAGAAAGGUUAAGAAAGAGAAGCUAAAGGAAUUCAUUGUCAAAAUAGUCGAGGAAGCCCCAUUAGAUGACGUCUAUGAAAUAUGUGAAGAAGUUUCAAGACCUCCUGCCGAAGAAAGCUUCGAGAAAGAUGAUAUUAGUUCAUUCACAACUACGGUAGUGGAGGAGCAAAUAGAAGAACCUUUUCUGCCAGAAGAAACAAAAACGGUGGACGAUGCUCGCAUGAAAAAAGACAAGAAAAAGAAAACUGAUAAUCAGCAAAAGAUAAAAUCAUCCGACUCUAAACCUACUCCAACCUCAGAAGAUUCAGCAAUUACGGAAUAUACUCCAAAGAUUUCAGAACAUGAUGAAAAUCCUGAAACGGACGAAUAUGUGGUAGAAGUAAAAGAAAGUUUGUCAAAAUCCAAAAAGAAAUCUGCAAAGAAGCAAAAGGAGGAAUCCCUCGCUGGGCCUAUAUCGUUUUAUACCAUUCGUAUUGAGGAAUCGACCCCAGAAACUUUCACAGAAAAAAUAGAUAAAAACGGUAAGGAAGUUGUACGUGUUAUUAAUAAGAGAAAAAUUAUAAAGAAAGAGGGACCGAGGGAAUAUCUAAUCGAAGUUACUGAAACAUGUGAAGAUAACAAGCCAGAAGCAGAUGUUUUAGUUCGGACCACUGAGACAACGCCAACAAUCGAUUCCGCGCCUCAGGAACACCACAAUAUUAAAAUCGUACAGAAAAAGAAGCCAAAGACCGAAAACCUUGACAAUUAUAUUCUAAAACUAAUAGAUCAAGAAAUUCCACAUCAAGAAAAUAAAGAAUUUGAACCCACUGUUCUGGAGACCUCUCCAGAGUCUAAAAAGGGAAAGAAAAUUAAGAAACAUCACAAAAAAACUACCGAGGUUAUUGACGGUAUUCCGAUUACUGUAUAUGAAGUAACAAUACAUGAGAGUGAAACUGACGAAGAUGAUUAUAAGCCAGAUGAACCCACGUUAGUGGAAACUGUUCAUGAGGAUAUAGAGGAGGCUCCCAAAGACCUGAAAACAAAAGUCUCAAAUAAAAAGCCUAAAUCAAUGAAAGAAAAAUCGUUAAAGUUCCAAAUAGCUGAGGAAGACAACCCUCAAACAGUAAUUGAAGAUAUCUCGGAGGAUAUACAAGUUGUACAAAUUAUUGAAGAAGACGGCACACCAAAACACGUGGAAAUUAAGAAAAAGAAGGUUUCCCGCAAACAGGGUCCAAAGGAACAAAUCUUUGAAAUUACUGAGAAAAAAACUGGCGAUGAACCUUUAUCUGAAGUAACUAUUGUGGAGAUUACAGAAGAACAGCCUCAAGAAGAAGUCUUAGCGGUUCAAGAGAAGAAAUCAAUUAAAAAACCAAAGAAACUAAGGCCUGAAGAUGUCAAUAGUUAUAUAAUCAAUGUCCUUGAGGAGUUAGCUGAACCCAUUAGAUUCGAUAAACUUACGGAAGACGCAGAUGACAAGCCACAACCAGUUAUGGAAAAUAUUUCCGAAGAUGUACAAGUUAUGCAAAUUGUUGAAGAAGACGGCUCAUCAAAACAGGUUGAAAUUAAGAAAAAGAAGGUUUCUCGCAAGCAUGGUCCAAAGGAACAAAUCUUUGAGAUAACCGAAACAAAAGCUAGUGAUCAACCUUUAGCUGAAGUAACAAUUGUGGAUGUAACGGAAGAAGGCUUAAGUAAAGACGUUUUGAUACCUAAGGAAAAGAAAACUGUAAAGAAGCCAAGGAAAGUAAAGCCUGAAGAUAUCCAAAGCUAUGUCAUUAAUGUUUUGGAAGAGUUUAAUGAACCUGAUUAUGAUGCUAAUGCCGAAAAACCAAUAAUUGUGGACAUUGCAGAAUCCGUUGAAAUUAUUCCAGUUACUGAAGAAGAUGGCAUAACUAAGAAGGUUGAGGUUAAGAGGAAAAAGGUUUCCCGCAAACAAGGUACAAAGCAACAAGUUUUUGAAGUCAUCGAGAGAAAAACUAGUGACGAACCUUUGGCUGAAGUUACAAUCCUCGAGCUUGGUGGUGACAAAUCUCAAGAAGACAUUAUUCUACCCAAGGAAAAGAAACCAAUCAAGAAAACAAUUAAAUUGAAGCCUGAAGACGUCGAAAGCUAUGUCGUUAAUGUUUUGGAAGAGUUUUGUGAGCCUCAAAACUUUGAGAGAAGUGAGCCUACUGAGGGAGAAGCAUUUGAAACUAAAACAAAACACAAAAAGCCCAAGAAGCCAAUUGAGAAAGCACUAGAAAAUGUUAUCCUUAUAGAAGAAAUGGCUCCUGAAACGGUUAUAGAAAAUAUUGUAAACGAAAAGGGAGAAGAAGUUAAGCAAGUUAAAACAACCAAGAAACUUAAGAAAAAGGAAGGCCCUAAGGAGUAUCUCAUUGAAAUAAAAGAAACUUAUGAAGAAAAUAAGCCAGAGGGCGACAUUGAAAUAACAACUACGGAGUUGGCUCCUGAGAACGCUUCUGAUGCCCCUGAUGAUCAACCAGUCCUUGUUCUCCAGAAAGUGAAAAAGAAGAAGCCUGUCAAAGACGAUCUUGACAGAUAUAUACAGCAGUUAAUCGAACAGGAAAUCACAAAAACCCCUCUAGAAGAAUAUGAACCAACCGAAAUGGAUUCGAAAAAGAAGCCCAAAAAGAAAGUAAAAUCUCACAACAAGAAAACCAUUGAAGUUGUUGAUGGAUUACCAGUUACCAUUCACGAGUUCAAUGUGGAGGACAUAGUUCCAGAACCUGAGGUCAUGGAAAAACCAGAAAGUAUGUUACAGGAAAUCAAGGAAAUACCACAACUGCCAGACGAUUCUUCCAAUUACCUUAUAAACAUUUCUGAUAAAUUUUCUGAAGCGGAGAAGCCAAUAAAACAGCCUACUGAGGAGGUACCCAUAAAAAAAGAGAAGCCAUUAAAAAAGAAAAAGAACGUUGAGAGUCCCGUAUCAUUGGAAACAUAUGAUCACACUGUUGAAGUCGUUGCUGAACCCACAUUGGAAGGAACUGUUAAAGACGUAACUGUCAAGAAACGAAAGGUAUCCCGUAGAAAGGGGUCUAAAGAUCACAUUUUUGAAAUUACGGAAACAACAAGUGAGGAUCGGCCCACGGCUGAAGUUACAGUAGUUGAGUUGACCACCGACGAAAUCUUAGCUUCUGAGGAAAAACCGAAGUAUGAAAGGAAGGUUGUUAAAAAACCAAAGCAGUUAAAGAAAGAGGACGUGGAAGAAUAUAUAAUUAAUAUUAUCGAAGAAUUCGUACAGCCAAUUCCAGUUGGCCUAGUUGAAGGUGAAGUAGAAAAAGUCCAGGAGGAAAAAUCUAAAAAACCGAAGAAAUCUCCAACAACGUACAUAGCCACAGAACAUGAAGAAAAAGAUAACGAUGUCGCUGCGUUGGUUAGGGAAGACUUAGAGCAAACUAUUGAGAGCGGUUUAGAGAAGCCUUCAGAAUCACUUCAAUUUACCAUUAGUGCUGAAGAAGAACCUGUUGGUGAAGAACAAAAACAACCUAAGCCGAAAAAGAUAACCAAGCCAAAGUCGAUCAAGCAGCCUUCUGUAGAUCAAAGCCUAGACUAUCUUGUUAGGGUGGUAUCUGAAGAAAGCAUACAAGAUGAACCAAUCCCUGAAGAUUAUGUGGUAUCUGAAGCUGCAGAAGAUAAACCUUCUGAGGAACCAACUUUCCAAGUAGAAGAAAUCGAAACCGAAGCGGUGGAAAAAGAAGUUACCGACGAUAAGGGAGAAACGACAAAGCAAAGUGUAACCAAAAGAAAAAUCAAAAAGCAAGUUGGCCCCAAGGAAGAAAUUAUUGAAAUUGUAGAGACGAAGACAGGUGAUACUCCAGAGUACGAAGUAAUUGUAACUACCGAAGAGGUUCAAGAAACUAGCGAAGAAGCUCCAGAAGAGAAAAAACCGAAAACGGUCCGCAAAGCUAAAAAGAUUCCAAAGGAUGAUCUUCAGGAUUAUAUUCAGAAGCUUAUUGAGCAAGAUAUUCCAAAAACCGAACUGGAAAAAUAUGAAAAAAUUGACUUAGACGAGCCCGUAAAAAUGAAAAGAAAACUCAUCAAAAAGGUCAAGCAAUCUGAAGAACAACCAACAAAAGAAACUGAAGAGCCAUUGGAGGAUAAAUCUGUUGUGAAGAUUUCUGAAUAUCCUGAAGUUGCCAGUGACGAACAAAAGCUAACGAUUGCUGUUAAGGAAUUUGUUCCACAAAAGUCAGAAGAAAAGCCUUUCGAAAUAGUAGUACUUGAAGAAACGGUAGAAACCAAUCAGGAGCCAGAUGAAGAUGGAGUCGUAAGAGAAAAGGUGGUUAAGACUAAAAAGAUAAAGCAGAAUAGAGGUUCAGUAGAAAUGGUUCAUGACAUAGUCGAGGAAGUCGAUAAGGAUACAAACGAAUCUGUAGUAACAGUCACGACAACCGUUCCAAAGGAAACACCUGAUCAGGAACAACCGUCAGUAAAACAAAAACGUACAAAGAGGAUUAAGAAAGAAGAAGUUGAAGACUAUAUCAAACGAGUUAUUGAGGAGGAGCCACAGCCACAGCCAAAUGAGCCCGUGAACUUAGUGGCUAUCGAUGAUUUCGUUCCCAAACCAAGUUCUGAGAAGAGAAAAAAGAAGCCAAUAAAAGAAAAGCAAUCUUCCAUUGAGGAAAAAACGCCUCACCAGGAUAAAGUUAUAUUCACUGAGUCUGUUCCGGAGGACUCUCCAGUUAGUGAUGAUCUUAUAACUAUGGUGGAUUCAGUAUCAAUCGCAGAAGAACCAGAAAAACAAGUAAAUCUAAAUGAAGACACUAGGAAACCCGAGAAGACAAAAAAACCAAAGUCUUUAGCUACAAAACACACGGAAAACCUACUAGAGGACACUCUUGAAAAGCCUUUGGAGGUUUUACAGAAGGAUUCUGAGCCGGAAAAACCAGAUGUUCAGGAAUUCCUUGUUUCUAUUAAGGACGAUGAACAAAAGCGUACUCAACCAGAAACGAAGAAAACUCCCAAAAUAACAACCGAAACACCAAAACAGCCUUCAACGGAACAAUACGAAAUUUCAAUAAAGGAACAGGUGCUGGAACCGGAAGAAGAAAAGACGUUUACAGUUCAGAUAAUUCAAAGCGAAACAAACGUAGAAGAAACCAAAGAUGACACUGGAAAAGUGCAUAAGCAAGUUACAACAAAACGAAAGUUGCGACGACCUGACGGUGAAAGUGAAAUAGAGAUUAUUGAAGUUGUUAGGGAUGAUCAGCCUGAGGCGGAAAUAACUAUUGUAGAGUAUGAGCCAGAACAUGUAAGCCAGAACGAAAAACCCAAAGAACCUAAAAAGAAAACGAGAAAGGUUAAAAAGGAUGACAUACAUGACUACAUACAAAAGUUAAUUGACUUGGAAACACCAAAAACGGAGCUUGAAAGGUAUGAGAAAAUCGAAUUCGAACCAGUGGUCAAGGAUAAACCAUUGGAUAGUCUGAUUGACGUUGUGGAGGAGGCUCCCAUUGAAGUGCCGAAAAAACAUAAAAAGCCGAAGUCCAAAGAAAUUCCGAUAGAGGAAUCUUCUGUUCCGGAUCAAUAUGCAAAGGUCAAAGUGGUCGAAGAAGAGGCUCCUGACAAACCCGAACUACCAGUCCAAAUUCUAGAAGUUCAGCCAGUAGAGGUAGAUGUUAAAGAGGUUAUAACUGAAGCUGGCAAGCCGGUUAAUGAAAAGACUACUAAGCGAGUUUUGAAGAAGGUGGGACCCGAAGAACAAACAACUUUCAAGAUUACAACGAUUGAAAGCGAGGAUAAUGAUUCGGUUACAGUUAUUGUUGACGAAGAACCAGAAAUAGUUUCCCCACAGUCUACCGAAGAACAUCCAGAACAGCCUGAAGAAAAACUAGCGCCAAAACCCAAAAAAACUGUAAGAAAGGUUAAAAAGGACGACUUACACGAAUACGUAAAGAAACUAAUAGAAGAAGAAAUUCCUAAGGUAGAACUUGAAAAAUAUGAAAAGGUAGAUAUGCCAGAAAAACCAGUAAAACAAGCUCCUUCUGAAUCUAUUACGGAAGACGCGACACCUGAACAAUCCCAACCAAUAUCAAUAGCACACGACACAACGAAACCCAAGAAAACUAAAACGCAUAAGCCAAAGACAGAAGACGCAGACCAGCAAGUACCGGACGAACCGACAGAGACCACAGUAGACACCACUGAAAUACCAGAGUUUACACCAACCCAAAUUGCACAGCCUGAGGACACAGCCACUGCACAAAUUACACCAAGCGCACAAGAAGAGAAAUCUACUCAAGAUGACACUAAAGAUACAAUUCAAAAAACAGUUAAACAUAAAAAAACAAAACCAGACACACAAAAAAGCGUUGAAACAAGUGAACUACCAGAGGUUCAAAAAGACUAUCAAAUUAGCAUCAUUCACGAAGAGCCUGUCGAGGAAGACCAGCCAGAAAAGAUUUUGGAGGUUAGAGUUAUCGAUGAAGUCGCCGAGGUGGAAGAAUCACAGCCCAUUGUGGAAGAGGUUGAAGAGGAGGAACCGCAGCCAGCUAUAGAAGAAACUGUGGAGGACGUCACGAAACCUAAGUCUAAAAAGAAGAAGGUAGUUAAAAAGAAAACCGAUGACCAUGACGAACUCAUCAAAAAGAUGCUGGAGCAGGAAAUAGAGAAGACUGAACUGGAGAAAUACGAGAAAAUUGAAUUUGAUGUUCCCAAGAAACUCAAACCGGAAUUCGCCGCUCUUGAACCAAUAAAAAUUGAGCGCAAAGAGCAGAAGCCAACAAAGGUGACAAUUCUCGAUGCCACUGAUGUUCCGAAAACGGUGAAGCUUAAACCAAGUAAACGUAAGGAGAAACCUGCCGAGGAACUGACUGUUCAACUUCCGAAGUUCAGACUUAAGGCCCGUAUGGUCUGGGUUGAAUACCCUCCAGCUCCCCUAAUUCCGAAAACCACUGAUAUUGGGGCCAUUAAGGACAAUGGAGAACUGUCUCGUAACAUCGAAGAGGCUGAAGAAGUUCUAAAGUUCAAGCCGCAUAAGACUAAGAAAAUUAAGAAAAUCAAGGAUGAUUUAGAAAAGGUCGAGCUCGAAAAGUACGAGAAAUACAUAAGUAGCGAGGAAGAACCAGAGGAAAAGACCCCUUAUAAGAAACCUGAAAAGGUACCAAGACCAGAGGAAAAACAAGAGGAUGUAAAGCUUAAGCUGGGCAAGGGUAAGAAAAAGCCAAUGGAGGAAAACGCGCCCGAAAAUGUUACUCUCAAAAACAUUCCGCAAAAGCCGCAGGAAGUUGAGGAAGAAGUGGAACUUAAACAGAAACCUAAAAAGGUUGAUAUUGUUGAGGAACAAACCAGGAAGCCCAAGGAAGGGGAAUUCGUUGUGGAGCCAUUUGAACCAUCUGAAUUUGACCGUCCUGAGUACGUACCCGAUGAACUUGAGCCAAUCGAACAUCCAGAGAUGCCGGAGAAAGUCAAGAAGCCGUCUAAGACUAAGUACAAGCCUAAAGAUAAGUCUAAGCCAGAGCCGGAAACCAUUAUAUCGGAGAUUGUUGCUGGGGUUCCAAAGGAGGAAGAGGUAAUACCCGAACAGGAUGUAAAGUUCCGUAAGCCCGAGAGAGACGCUCCAGAAGAGACUGACUCUGAAAUUAAGCUACGGCCUGUACCUCAGGCUCCCAAGUCUGAAGAACCCAGCGAUCAAGCGGUUGUGAAACCCAAGGCAGAGGAACCCCUUUCCAAAGAAACCAAAGAUAAGACCGUCGAUGACGAAAAGAAACCAAAGAAAUCUAAGGCCAAAAAGGUUCAGCCAAAGGAGGAGGAGAUUGCCACGCAAGAACCCGAACAAUUUGAGGUAUCGGUGAAAGAGUCGGAAACUGUAGUUGAAAAACCCGCUGAAACCGAAAAGCCAAAAGAAGUUAAGGUGAAAGAGAAGAAACCCAAGGAAACACCUGUGUCCGAAGUAGUAGUUUUGGAAGAAGAGCCAAAGCCAGAAGAAGUACCCGAGGAAAUACCUGUGGAGUACAAGAUAACAACUACUGUCUUGGAGCCAGAGGAUGCACCCAAGGAACAUCAAGUCAAAGUCAUUGAUUUUGAUGAGCGUCAAGAAACUACCGAGGAGGUAAUUGAAGAAAAGGUCGUGACGCGCAAGAAGAAACCAAAACCACAGCAACCUGAAGAGUUUGAGGUCACCUUAAAAGAGCCAAAAGAAGAAUCUGUACAACCGGAGGUAGUUUCAGCUGAAAUCUCUUUGCCAAUUGAGCAACCCGAACCGAAGCCAGAACAGUAUGAAGUUGAAGUUAAAAUAACUGAAACUUUACCAGAAGAGCCCGAUAAUGUGCAAAUCGCAGUCAAGGAAAAGGUCAAAGCAAAGCCUGUUAAGGAAGUCAAAGAGGAUAAAAUUGUCGUGGUUGAGGAAGAAGAAAAGAAGCAACUAGUUGAGGACACGGUCGAGGAGGUUGAAAGGCAGGAAGAAAAGAAGAAGUCAAAGAAACCGAAAUCAUACGAGUUCAAAAUUUCUGAAACCCAAUCUAUUGAGGAAAAGCCAAUAGAAGUGGUUGAAGAAACUCCUGAAGAAACACCGAAGGUUGUAGAGAAAAAGGUUGCCGAGAAAUUCGAUUCCUACGAAUUCACUUUGAAGGAAACUGAUGCGGAUAAGGUAAUCGCAGUGGACGAUAUGCCCGAGGAUGAAACCCCUGUAGAGGUUGUAUUAAAGAAAAAACCCAAGGAACCUGAAGCAGUCGAGGCCGAGUUUGUAAUGACCGAACCCAAGGUCGUAGAAGAAACGACUGUGGAAACUGCAAUCAAACAGAAAAAGACAAAAAAACCGAAAAAGAACGAAGAGGAAGCUCAAUUAGAAAUCAAGGUUGUCGAAAGUGAAGCCUCUGUUCCCGAAGAAGUGUUGACUGAAGCUCCUGAGAGUAAGAUUGUAGAGGAGGAAGUUACUGUGGAAGAAAAGCCUAAAGACUACAGAAUUCGCGUUUCUGAAACAGAAACUAAGCCCGAAGAGGCAAGUGUGGAACAGUUUACAGUUAAAAAACGCAAACCUUCUGUUACUUUCGCCGACGAACCUGCCACUGAAAUCGUUUUCAAGGAGAGCAAGCCCACUGAAGUUGUUACUGAGGACGCUCAUAUAAAGACCAAGAAGCCGAAGAAGAAGGUAAAGGAUGUGGAAGCUGAGGAGCUUAAGAUUCAAAUCACUGAGGAACUUCCACAGGAAAUUCCCAUAGUGGAAGAGGUCUCGGAUGAAGAGGUGAUUACUGAAAUUAAGAAGGCAGCUCCGGCUGUUGAAGAGAAGACAUACAAAAUUGGCAUCAAAGAGACGGAGCCGGAAAAACCUGCAGAUGUAAUUGUCGAGGAAGAGCCAGCGGUAACAGAGCCAGUUGAGGAAGAACCGAAACCAGAAGUUUUCGAGGAACACAAGGUUAGAGUCAUUGAGGAAACACCUAGAGAAUUGGUAGAGGAAGUCAUUGAAGAGGAGGUCAAGGUUAUUCGCAAAAAGAAACCUAAGCCAGAAAUUAAGGAGGAACCCGAGGCGGAAGUUACUGUCUCUGCUCCAAGGCCUGUCGAUGAAGUGGAAGCUACGUCUAGUAUUUCUGUUAUUCCAGAACAACCUACUGAGGAUGAGGCCGCUGAUCUUAAGAUAACAAUAAUUGAAGAAGAAACACCACCACAAGAACUUGUCCAAGAAAUUGAAGAAAUUGAAAUUGUCGAGGAACCAAAGGCUCUUGAAGAACAACCUACGGAUUUCACUUUCGUCACAAGGGAUUCCGAAAAGGAACCGACUGUGGAAGAGCUGCCCGAGGAACAAGUCACGAUCCAGAAAAAGAAAAAGGCGCCAGUACCAGAAGUAGUCGAAGAACCCGAAGCCGAGUUUUUGGUUAAGCCAAAGACGCCUGUACAAGAAGUUACUGAAGAGGCUAAGAUAACGAAGAAGACUAAGAAACCAGUAAAGGAAGAAGAGGCCGCAGCAGAGCUUAAAGUAACUAUCACUGAAGAAGUUCCCGCUGAACCGGAGGUUCAAGAAAUUAUCGAGGAAAUCGAAGAGAUCGUGGAAGAAAAACCUACAGAGUAUGAAAUUGAAGUUAAGGAAAGUAAACCAGAAGCUGUAGAAGAAAAGGAAGUUACCUUACCGAAAAAGAAACAGAAGGCUCCAGUGGUUGAAGAGCCAGAAGCUGAAGUAACUCUAAAACCAAAGGCAAAGACGGAAGAAGUUCAGGAAGAAGCGAAGAUAGUAAAGAAAAAGCCAAAGAAAAAUGUCGAAGAAGCAGUAGCCGAAGAGCUUACGGUCAAGGUUGAAGAAGAGGUUAUUCCAGAACCGAUUGUGGAAGAAGAAGUGAUAGAAGAAAUCCAGAUCACAAAGAAGCCAGUAAAGCCGGAGCCAGAGGACAUUGUAGAUGCUGCGGUUGUGAAACUAAAGAAACCGAAACCAGUAGAUGCUGAAGAAGUUGUGGCUGAAGUUACUCUUAAGCCAAAGGCUGAAAAGGAGGUUAAAGAGGAAGAAUAUUCCGUUGAUGUUAAGCUGCCAAAGGAAAAUAAGAUUGCAGAGGAAACUUCUGACCAAACUGUACAGCUCAAGAAAAAGAAGAAGCCGCAGAAACCGGUGGAAGAGGCUGCGGAUGAGCUUAAGCUACAGAAAACUGUGGUCGAAGAAAGACCUGUGGAAAUUGAAGAAGAAGAGAUCGUUGAAGAAGCAGUCAUCAUUCGCAAGAAGCCAAAGAAGACUUUCGAGCCGACGGUUGAGGAUCUCGAAGAAACAGAGUUCAGUCUCUCCUUUAAAAAGCCCCAUACCAUUAAUGAGGGUGUGGAAGAGGCUGCCACAGUUCUCAAAAAACGACCAGUCAAACCCACUACUCUGGAUGAAGCUGCAGCUGAACUUUCUAUCAAGCGUCAGGAAGAAGAAUACGAAGAGGGCGACGAUAUCGAAGAGUUUGUCGUCAGCCAGCAAAGAAAGCCAAAGCCUUUGCAAAUCACAGAAGAAGAUGAAGAGGCCUACACAGUGAAGAAACUUAAGCGUCGAAAGCAAGUAGACAUUCCCGAAUACGCGGACGUUGAAAACGUCACAUUCCGUGCGAGAAGUACCAAGACCAAGGAAGAUGUCGAUCAAGAGUUCAACAUUGCCCUGGACUCAUAUGCCGAGGAGGAAAUUUCCAUGUCUGGAAAGGUGAAGUUAAAGAAGCCUAUUAAGAAGACCUUCUCCGAAGCAGCCGAUGAAGCCAAAAUUAAGAUCAUUCAGGACUUUGACGAUGGUGAAGAACCCAUUAUCGAAGAAAUUCGAGACGAUGAGGAUACCAUCGAUGAAGUCGAGGAGCCAGAAGAAUACUUUGUUGAGGAAUUGCCACCAGACGAGGUGGAUUUCAAGCUUAAGCCAAAGAAGCACUCGAAACCAGCCUAUUCUGUUCAAGAUGAAGAGGAAGAACAAUUCCUAAUUGGCAUUCGUCAUCCCAAACGCGAUUCGAUCACAUACGACGAGGAUUCUCUUACCUUUAAGAAGAAGCGUAAGGUUGUGCAACAACUUUUCAAUGAAGAUGGAGCUUCGCUUAAUAUUACCAGAGAAAUGAAUGUUGAAGAAUCCGAGAAUCUCAAUGUUAUGUACUCGAUCUGCAACUAUAUUGCCGACAACAACGAGGCUAUAAACCUAGUCGAGGGUGAGAAGGUUACGGUCGUUGGCCGUCACAGCUCAGAGUGGUGGUACGUGAAGAAAAGCAUUACGGAAGAGGAAGGCUGGGUUCCAGCUCAAUAUCUGAUGGAACCCGAGGAAUACGCGCAGUAUGUGCAAAAUAAACUGCACGAGAAAAUCGAUAAGCUGCCUGUAUUUGAACGUCCUGGACCAGAAGACAAGCCCAUUGCCCCAAGAUUUAUUGAAAAGCUGCAACCGAUUCACACUCCUGACGGCUACACGGUGCAAUUCGAGUGUAAGGUGGAGGGCAAUCCACGACCCCAGAUUGCCUGGUUCCGCGAAACUGCUAUUAUCAAACCCUCUCAAGACUUCCAAAUGUUCUAUGAUGAUGACAAUGUUGCAACCUUGAUCAUUCGCGAGGUGUUCCCCGAGGAUGCCGGCCAAUUCACAGUUGUGGCAAAGAAUGCUGCUGGUUUCACAUCCAGCACAACGGAACUGAUUGUUGAAAGUCCACUAUCUGAUCACGGCUCUGAUGCCACAGCUCUUUCACGUCGCAGCAUGUCUCGUGAAUCCUCGCUAGCCGACAUAUUGGAGGGCAUUCCACCAACUUUCUCCAAGAAACCCAAGGCUCAAUAUGUGGACGAGAAUACAAAUGUGAUUCUUGAGUGCCGACUGGUGGCCGUGCCUGAACCCGAUAUUGUCUGGACCUUCAACGGCGAAGACAUUGAUGAGGAAGAGAUUAAAAACAUUCGCAUCGUUACCGAAUCCGACAUGCACAUGUACUGCAGUGUGGUGCACAUCUCAAAGGUUAAGAAAUCGCAGGAAGGUACCUACGAGGUUAUUGCAACCAAUCGCGAGGGCGAGGCUCGUCUGCCAAUCACCCUCAAGGUGCGCACCACCGAAAAGGAGGCUCCACAAAUCCUGGAACCCUUGCGCAACAUGGUUAUACGCGAAGGCGAGAGUGUCGUACUUUCUACCCAAAUUGUAGGUAAUCCACCGCCAAAGGUAACCUGGUAUAAGGAUGGCAAGCCUGUUAAGAACGCCAAGUCCGACAAGGAUUUGCAUACCCUAACAUUAAUUACACCACAAAAGUCUGAGAAGGGUGAAUACACGGUAAAGGCUGUGAACCCCUUGGGUAGCGUGGAGACCACUGCUAAUUUAACAAUUGAAGACCUUGCUGGCGGUAAUGCUGAGCCACCACUUUUUGUAGAACGCUUUGAGGAGCAGAAUGUUCCGCAAAAGGGCGAAAUUCACUUGCCAGCCAAGGUUUCCGGUAACCCGGUGCCUGAGGUUCAAUGGCUGUUUAACAACACGCCAUUGUUCCCCAGCGACCGCAUCCAGCAGGUUUACGAUGGCGAGAACAUCGAGCUUAUCAUCAAGGAUGCCAACCCAGAAACCGAUUCUGGUGACUACAAAUGUAUUGCAAGUAAUCCUAUUGGCAAAACUUCACACGGUGCCCGUGUGAUUGUUGAGGUUGAUGAAGUGACGUUUACAAAGAAGCUUAAGAAGACCAUCACCAUUGAAGAGGUACAAUCUCUUACCCUGGAGUGUGAGACCUCCCACGUAGUCACCACCAAGUGGUUCUUCAACGGCAAGGAACUCAGUGGAAUGGAUCAUCGCGUCGUGGUUGAGGAUGGCAAGACUCACAAGUUGGUAAUCAGAAACACGAAUCUACGUGACUCUGGAACCUAUACGUGCAAGGUUAAGAAGCAAGAAACUCAAUCGACUGUCGAGGUGCUGCAACGUAAGCCGGACUUUAUCAAGGUUCUCGAGGAUUACGAGGUAACCGAAAAGGAUACCGCCAUUUUGGAUGUGGAGCUUACUACCGAGGCGACCGAAGUCACUUGGUACAAGGACGGCGAGAAGAUCACUCCAGAAAACAAGAACGUCGAGUUUAUCAAGGAUGGAAAGGCUCGUCGCCUGGUUAUCCGCGAUGCCACCAUCCACGACGAGGGUCAGUACACAUGCAAGAUCGAGGGACAGGAGUGUAGCUGUGAGCUGAUUGUAAUCGAGCUACCACCUGAAAUUGUGAAGCCACUGAAUGACGUUGCAGUGACCAAGGGCGAGAAUGCUAUUUUCGAAGUCGAACUUAGCAAGGGCGAUGCCCUUGUCAAAUGGUUCAAGAACGGAAAGGAAAUUGUGUUUAAUGAGCGCAUUCAAUUGGCCAUCGAUGGCAAGAAACAAUCCCUGCGCAUUGUCAAGGCCAAGCCCGAAGAUGUGGGUGAAUACUCCGUUCAGGUGGGCGAUCAGUCAUCAAAGGCAAAUUUGACAGUAGAGGAGCCCCUCGUAGACUUUGUCAUCCGCCUGCCAGAUAUUACGCUGGCCACCAAGACAACGGAUGCCGAGUUCACGGUGCAGCUGUCGCAGCCCGAUGUCGAGGUCACCUGGUGCAAGAAGAGCAAGCCAAUCAAGCCCAACCAGAAGCACGAGGUAUUCGUUGAGGGCACUGUCCGACGACUGGUCAUCCACGAUGCCAGCGACGAAGAUGCCGGAGAGAUCAGCUGCGUUGCAGAGAACGUCACAAGCAGCACUAAGCUGUGCGUCGAGGAGCUCAAACUGCCACCCGUCAUUACCUCUGACAAGGAUCAAACCAUCAAGGUUAAGGAGAACGACGACGUGACCUUCUCUGUCAAGUACACAGGCGUGCCAACGCCUGAGGCCUGCUGGACCACGCGCAAGGUUGUCAUACCCAAGUCAAAGAGGACAAUCCCGACCAUCGAUGAGCAGUCAGCCACGCUAACCAUUAAAAAGGUUGUUGACGAUGACGAGGGCGAAUACACCGUCAAGCUUGUCAACCCGGUGGGCGAGGCAGAGGCCAGCCUCCAUUUGGUCAUUAUGCGCAAGCCAACUGCGCCUGGUACACCUCAACCCCUCGAGAUAAUGCAUGACUCUAUUACGCUCUACUGGAAGGCGCCAGAGGAUGAUGGCAAGUCGGAGGUUAUUGAGUACAUUUUAGAGUAUCACGAUGUUAAGGAAGAAAAAUGGACUGAAAUUAGAAAGAUCAAGGACACCACCUACACCAUAAGCAAGCUAAAGAUCGACACGGAAUACGUGUUCCGUUCGAUUGCUGUGAACGAAGUGGGGCCAUCGCCACCAUCGCCGCUUUCGCCGCCUAUCCGACUGGUGCCCAAGGUUGAGACCAAGGCGCCCAGCGUGCAAGAACCACUACAGGAUGUGGUUAGCGAGCUGGAAAAGGAGGUGACACUGUCCUGUGUGUUUGGCGGCAUUCCAGAGCCAAAGGUGACGUGGAAGAAGAACGGUCAGGUGUUCGAAUCGAGCAGCAUACGCUACGAAAAUCGCGUGGCCAAGUACACCAUUGAAAAGACAACCAUUGAGACUGAAGCCACAUACACGUGCGUGGCGACCAAUGAGAAGGGCUCCGCGGAGACCUCGUGUCGCCUGAAACUGCAGGAGAAACCGGUUCUCGAGGUGGAGGACAAGUACUUGACGCAGAAGCUGCGCACAGGCAGCACUCUCACCAUUCCAGCGACGGUCCGCGGCUAUCCACAGCCCACUGUGACGUGGCACAAAGAGACGAUCGAGCAGAAGACCACCAAGUCGGUAACCAUUGAGACCACGGAGACUACUUCCACCUACACGGUUAAGAAGGUGACUCGCGAGCAAUCCGGCAAGUACAAGGUGACGGCCACCAAUGAGUCGGGCACUACGUACGUAGAGUGCACUGUUCAGGUGAUCGACAAACCCAGCAGACCCCAAUCUCUGGAGAUCAAGGACAUUAAAAAAGACUCCAUUGUCCUGGAAUGGACACCACCUGUCGAUGAUGGAGGUCUGGAGAUUGAGAAGUAUACGCUGGAGAAGUGCGACGUUCAAAACAAUGUUUGGAUGAAGGUAUCCGACUUUAACAAAGACAUCAAAUCGUAUGCUGUUCAAAAACUUUCGAUGAACGCGCAAUACAUGUUCCGUGUGGUGGCCGCUAAUCCUAUUGGCGAGUCUGAGCCAACGGAAAGUGAUCCAGUGACUAUAACCAAAAAAUUCGAAAAACCAUCGCCUCCUCGUGGACCUACCACAGUGUCGGGUAUGAACGACACGUCCUUCAAUUUGGCUUGGGAGCCAUCGGAAACAGACGGCGGUUCAAAGAUCAUAGAGUACAUUGUGGAAAUAAGGGAAGAGACUGAAACCACCUAUCGAUCGGUGGGCGUAACCCUGGGCACAGUGACCAAUAUCCACGUACAGAAGGUGGUCAGAAACAAGGGGUACCUGUUCCGCAUAUAUGCGAGAAACGAGGUUGGCACCAGCGAGGCGUUUGAGACCACGGAGAAGAUUGUCAUGGGCCGCAAAAUCACGCCGCCAUCGCCCCCUCAGAACUUGAGGGCCCCAGAUGUCACGAGUCGAAGUGUCACAUUGGAUUGGGAGGUGCCAGCCCGUAACGGUGGAUCAGAGAUCACGGGCUAUUGCGUGGAAAAACGUUCCUCAACAUCUACAAACUGGACGAAGGUCAUUACACUGGAUGCUCACCAGCUGCACUACACGAUUGACAACCUGAAGGAGAAGUGCGAGUACUGGUUCCGUGUGUCAGCGGAGAAUGAGGUUGGAUUAGGUGCACCAGCCGUCACCGAGAGCAUAUCGCUCAAGACACAUGCUAGUAAGUUCAUAUUGCUAGUUACCAAUCGUAUAUCCCCUACUGAGUUUGUUUUCCUUAAAGCCGUACCCUCACCACCCACCGGUCCACUGGAGGCGCGCGUUCUCGCCGCCAAUGCCCACAUAUUCGAAUGGGGUUUACCCGAGUCAGAUGGAGGUGCGCCUCUGCUCGGCUACCACAUUGCUAUACGGGACAUGAAGAAGACCAUGUGGAUCGAGGUGGGUCGUGUGCCAGCUGGCGUGCAGAAGUUCCAGAUCAGAGACCUGCAGGAGAAUCACGAGUACAUGAUUCGCAUAUUCGCGAAGAACGAGAUUGGUCUAAGUGAACCUCUGGAAUCGGAGGAGCCCUACAAGGCUAUGACUGCUGGUCAUGAGAUCCUGCCGGACGAGCCACGCACGGAGAUGAGUUCGUGUAACACCUCCUCGUGGCUGCGUGACCACCACAUGGAUGCGGAUAUCCAUUCGUAUGCCCGCGGCAGGCUGCUUCAACGCGAUGAGUACUUCUUCCGGCUGUGGGCGGACUUGCCCAAGAGCAAAAAGAAGAAGAGCUCCAAAUAGUCGAUGAACGACAACGAAAUAAGAAACACUUUAGUCGUAGGUUAAGCGUAUUUCAUUUGUAUUUUAUAUAACAACAACGCAAUGGGGAGAACCCCCUUGAUUUUCUAGCUUUUUGUACUUUAGUAGAGAUGACGAAAUGUGAGGAUGGUGUAAUGUAAUGUGGCAUCCCAUUGAUAGCGAUGCCCACGACCCCCGAUCAAAGAGUGCGAGCGAAGAAUAAACUUAAUGCUCGGGUGCGUGGGCGUGGCUCAAUGUUUUUGGAUGGCCAUUACGCCAUUCAAUUAACGGAAAUAAUUUUAGAUUUUUCAUUUGCAUAGCGUUCAUUUUUGGUUAUAUAUUGUUUUACUUGUGCCUUAUUUUUGUAAGCUGUGAUAAAUCUAUCAAAAUCGAAAGCGUCAAACGAAGCAACAAAACAUUAAACUGAAUAAAAAUGCCACCAAGCGCCAAUCCAUCGGCAUCGGGCAACGGGAGCCAACGAGCCACAACCCUCCAAACACCCAAUGGCAUCUCCAUCCCAGCCAGUGUAACUCAAUAUCCUCUCGGGAGACAAAACAACAAAUGGUGCAAUUCGAUAUGAGUUAUUUCUGGGGAGUGUGUUGCGAGUCGCUGGCUGCCGUUGCCUUUGUCCUGGACUCGCCUUGGUUUAAAUUUAUGGCAUAGGAAUAUGAGAGGGAAUAUACUCGUGUGUCCUUAAAGUUACCAGAGCUAAAUAAAUAAAUUGUAUAAAAUAUAA